This is a messenger RNA of Podarcis lilfordi (Lilford's wall lizard), 51479 nucleotides long. NCBI's taxonomy places the organism in Eukaryota, Metazoa, Chordata, Lepidosauria, Squamata, Lacertidae. The record is from the annotation of a GenBank genome assembly.
GACUCCGGAUGGUCGGCCUGGGUCCCGCUCCGCCCCCUCCCUCCCUCCCGGCGCGCGCGCGCGAAUCCCUCUCCUCCCUCCCCGCCCGCCCGCCCGCCUUGCUGCCGCCUCGCUGCCCCGAUGCCCGCCCGGGCCGCCCCGCUGACCCCGGAGGAGCUGCGCCGGCGGUGAGUGCGGGUCUCCUCGCGGGGGGGGGGAGGCGCUUCCCCGCCCCGCCGGGGGGUCCCCAGCCCCUUUCCCGAGGGGCGCCUUCUCCCGCCGAGGCCGGGGCUCCCUCAGCGCCCCCCCCCCCGCCCCGCGUCCUCCCGGCCACGGAGCCUCCCAAGGAAAGUUUCCCGAAAGGAGGACUCUGGUCUCCGGAGGGGCGGCCGGAGGGAGCCUCGCCUGCGCGGAGGCCCGCAUUACUGGGGGGGGGGCGAGGUCUCCCCCUCCGGGAAUUGCCGCGUCCCAGUGAGGAAAGCGCUUUCCCUCUCAAUGCAGAGUUGUCGGGGUGCUCCUCGACCCGCAUUGCUGUGGCUGUCAAAUCACAACUCGAAGGGGGUUCAGCUGCCGGUAAAUGUCCCCAAGGAAUUCAUUGUCAACUUUCCGCUCCCUCCGCCCCGUCCCUUCUGAAGGGGCUGGUGCCCCAACUUUUCUUCGUGAAAAAAUAGGGUUCUGGGGAAUGAAGGUGACUAAUUCUCUGCUAGGAUUUUCCAAAAGCAGCGACGAUGUGAGGAGGAAGAGGAGUCACUUUUCCUGCAGCCAGCCUGCCUUUCUUUGGGGUGCAGAGGGGAGAACCAGCAGAGAAGCUGAAAGCAGCCCUUCAGUUUUCCGGGGGCUCACUGGCCCCCUUCUCUCCCUGUGCCCCCCUUGGCACCUGCGACAGGAAAUGGAGGAGCGUUUCUAGUGGAAAGCCUGGCUUGGCGGGAAUGUGCCUGGGUCUCUUGAGGGGAAGGGUUAAGCGGAAGCCCGGGCAAACGCCAUGGUGGGUUGGCGUCAUUGCCAGCCACGAGCUUGCAAUGGCUGCUUGGUUCUCCGCUUUCUAAUGCCCGCUGCGUUUCAGUGGAGCCCUUCCCUCCGCUCCCUUGGGAGGUGUUUUUUGGGUGCCCCCCCCCCAGGUCUAAUCUCGCCUACCUGUCAUUCCACAUAGUAGUAGCUGUCUAUUUCCCUAAUUUCCUUUGUCGAUAUGCCUCUGCUUGCUGCUUCUGAAACUGAUAUCUGUGCUCUGCUGCCAAAACAGGUUGGGUCUGGGAUGGGAGGUAGGCGCUGCCCUCUCUUGCCCCACUGGGAUUUCUUCCUAGCCUCUCACCUAGAGGAUGCCAGUUGCUUCUUUACACUGAAGUAACGCUGCACACCUUUACUGUUUCUCAACUUAUUUUUGAGCUUUUGAUCUUAUUUCUGAAAUUGUUGGUAGCAAAUAUUUAUCAACAUCAUUGUUUCUGUAUUCUGUUUUCUAACUUUCACUUUUCUCUCUCAGAUGGAAAAUAGCCAUGUAAUCCUUGUGCUAUAGGGUGCUGUUGUAGCUCAGGGUCUGUCAUGUCUCUGUGUUCCUGCUCUCAGAGCCAACCUAGGUGGUCCUUUGGGCCCGAUUGCAAAAUGGAAUCUGGAAAGUAAACAAGCUAGCCUUUGCACAGCCAUGCAGACCGAAAGAAGGAAAUGGUUAUUUCUCAUUUCUUUCCUUUUAUCAGCCUGCUUUCCACCUUGAAGGCUCUAGUAUGUGCAUUUUGCCCACCAUUACAGCUGUGAAUGGUUGUGAGGCUGUAGCUUGUGCCGCAUGGUGCAUCUGUUUGCGUAUCUACUUAGAAUCAUAGAAUCAUAGAGUUGGAAGAGACCACAAGGGCCAUCGAGUCCAACCCCCUGCCAAGCAGGAAACACCAUCAGAGCACUCCUGACAUAUGGUUGUCAAGCCUCUGCUUAAAGACCUCCAAAGAAGGAGACUCCACCACACUCCUUGGCAGCAAAUUCCACUGUCGAACAGCUCUUCCUGAGUCUCCCUACUUUCUGAGUCUCCCUCUCAGAGCAGUGCAGGCGGGCAGCAACUGCUUCUCUGCUGUUGUCUGGAGUCAACAGUCUGGGAGGAACUCGCUUGCCUUUCCCUUAUGAGAGCCAGUGGUGGCUCUAAACUUCAGCUCUGGGAUUUUCCUAAACUAUUUUCCCCCUUUCCGCAUUUUUCGAUUGUCUGCCCUCAAUGGGAACAUAUCAUUCUUGGAAGAGGAGGGGCUGAUGGUAGACUCUUGUCCAACACAGCAACAUGUUCUCAAACAAAACCUCUUCAGCUUCCAUUAUUUUCCAUCUCUGUGUUGCCUUGCACACAAGUUUGGUCUAUGGUUCUUUCGUAUGGAAGGGAGCUUCUGAGUGAAGGAUUCUGGGCCAGCAGCUCAGCCCAAGUGCUCUGCCUGUAAGUUCUAUUCUAACAGUUCAGACUUCUGUUUCUCUUUGGCAAGGGGUUGUGGGUAGGUGGCAUUUCUUAGGAUUCUGAAUUUGGCCCAGUAGAUUUGCAUUGUUGACCUUAAGCAAGUUAUACAUUCAGCACUUUUAGUCAGAGUUAGGCAGUUUGUUGAGCACGUCUGAUAAUGGCAAAUUUGAGGAAAAAAUAAUUCAGAUUUGGCAGCUUCUCUCAAGAGUCUUCAAAGAGAUUCUUCCCCAAGGAGAGAAGGCAUUGGAAGUACUUGUAUUUUAGCAGCCUAACAGGCUUCCAUUUCCAUUUUGCGCCAGGAAUGGACGACUCCCUUGACAUUGCAGGGAGAAGCAGAUAAAGAUAAUGAGAAUGGUGGGGGUUAAACCAUUCUCAGAAUUCCUUGGUGGGCUUGAGAGGAACGGACUCUUAUCCACUGUUUGCCCUGAGGUCUGGCACUCACUUCCCCAUGGAGUGUGAGAACAGGCAAAGGCACUGGGUGCAGAAGCACUUUGUCUGCCACAACACCCCGGACUCCUUUUCUGGAAAUAGAGGUCACCUCAUUAAUUGAUUUUUAAAUUGGCUUUAAAAUAAUGGGGGGUGGGUUGCUGGAAAAAUAUGCAAUGAUAAACUGUGGGACAUUCAGCUGCAUGAACUGAAAUAAGAUUUUAUUUGGUGCGAGAGACAGCUGGGAGAGGGAAGCCCAUGGUUUGCUUAUUCUAAGCUUCUUUUUAUAUUUAUGAUUCGGCAACCCUCUCUAGAAUGCAAGAUGAAAAAAUAUUUACAAGUGAGGAAGGGAGAAAUUUGAGUAUUAUUGAGAUUAAUUAGCAAGAAUGAAGACUGUGUGUGACUUGAAAAGAAGAAAGGAGGGGGAGGGGAAGCUCAAGUAUGCUGGAAACAUAAGAGUCGUUCCCCCCAACAUCGAAAAAGGAAGAAGAGACUGAGAUUUGUUUGUGCUUCUGGCAGAAUGUAAUUUAAGAUAAAGGAUAAUUGGCCAUAAAUCUCAGCUGUAAGGAAGAAAGGAAACAGGGCUGUGGGAGUGGUGUUGCAGAGAUACUGAGAGUUGCAAAGGAAAAUCUCCAGCACAUUCGAAAAUAGCCCACUUGCCAAGGCUGAAGAAAAACAAAGGUAAAGGACCUCUGGACAGUUAAGUCCAGUCAAAGGCGACUGGGUAUCUAUUUAUCUACUUGCACUGGUGUGCUUUUGAACUGCUAGGUUGGCAGGAGCUGGGACAGAGCAACGGGAGCUCACCCCGGAUUCAAACCGCAGAUCUUCUGAUCGGCAAGCCCAAGAGGUUCAGUUAGCAGGCUGUUGUCUGUUCUGAGACACUGAGGCAAGGGAUGGAGAGAUAAGUCCUUUGAGAAACUUUUGAAUGGCAGUUCUGCCUCAAGUCAUGAUGGGAGGCAGCAUCAGCUGGGAAGUGAAAGAGACAACACCAUAUAUGGUCAAAAGGAAUCUCCAUGGACAUAACAGUUUUUCACAUGCAGGACAGAACAAAGAUAAUACAGUGGAUGCUCGGGUUGUGAGCGUGAUCCGUGCGGGAAGCAUGUUUGCAACCCACAGCGUUCACAACACACAGUGCUGCGCAUGUGCACACGCGGCUUGUAAUUCGGAACUUAUGCGCAAAGCGCAAUUUAGCACUUCUGCGCAUGUACAACUACUGAAACCCAGAAGUAACCCGUUCCGGUACUUCCGGGUUUCGGUGCGUCCGUAACCCGAAAAAACGCAACCUGAAGCAUCUGUAACCCGAGGUAUGACUGUAGUUUGAAUUCCUCACUUGAAGUUUUAUAAAUUUAUAUAAUAUAACAACACGAAUGGAAAUCAUUAAUUAUGCAGCUGUUGAUUAAAAGAUUAUUAUUAUAACUGAAAUAUAACUGAAAUUAAUGAGAUUAUGAAACACAGUGACGUAAGAUCGGAACUGCAUCCAAUCCAUCAUGCGGGAGCCAUUUUAACUAAAAUGUAUUAAUUGGAAGUUGAUUGGCAUUUGUAUAAUUGUAUUAAUUGGGAAUUAAUUGAUAUUAUAAUUUGGCUAUUAUUGAGGGAAUAUUGGAAAACUAAUAAAAAAUUAUUUACAAAAAGACUUCUCGCCUAACAGAGAUUUCUUCCCUACAGUUCACUAAGUUGUAAAACAAGAAUGUAGACUAGUGUGCUAAGGAUGUGUUAUAUGCUAGGGUAGUGGUGGCUGGCCACUUUGGAUUUGUAGGAUAAGUAAAAAGAGACAUGGGAAAAAUAUCAAAAUUGGAUGCAAAGUUGGAGAGGGGGGAGGACUUGCAUGUGGCGGCACUCCCUUGGCCUCAGGGAAUGUCACAAUGGAACAGGAAUUAAAUGUGCAAAGUGCAAGCAAAUGGCGCCCUUUUUGCCUUGGCUUGUGUCCUGGGGCAAAGUGUGUCAGCAGCUCUUUGUUUUUGGUUGAGGGGGUGGUUCCCUGGUACGCAUCCAAAGAGAAACAUUUUGCCUCAAUGGAGUUAAGGAAUUAGUCAGUUUCUGAAAAAUUUGGUCCUGUUCUUACAGGCAUGUGUGUCUGUACACAUCAGGAAAUGACAGAAAGUGCAGAAGAGGGUCUCCAGAGUUGCUUUCUGGAACAUAUUGGUGCCUGUAUGUAGCUGGGGCCUCUGUUUAAUCAUGUGCUUUGAGGGAAAACUUUCAUAUGUCAUUUUGUAGAUUUCUGGCUUCCAGCUGGAAAUGUUUGCCUCUUGAGAAGAGGACACACAGAUUUUGGGGGAAGUGGAAUUCAAAGCCUAAGGUCUCUAUGUGAAUCCACAAAUACAGAUACAUCAGUAUAGGAAGGGGGUGACCAGAGGGAAGCAGGUUUUCUAUGUGCAUUGCAGGGGGUUGGACUAGAUCAUCCUCGUGGUCCCUUCCAACUCUAUAAUUCUAUGAUUCAUCUCUCCCUUGGCCUUUAUCAGUGGAACCCAUUCUUUCCCUCCAACCCAAAUUGGCAUGUCAGCAACCCCACUGCUGCUUCCCUCUGGGUAGGCAGCUGUGGGUCUAGGUUAGGGGUAGCCAACAUGGUGACAUCUGGAUAUUGUUGGAUUUCAACUUCCAUCAGCCCCAGCAAGCCUGGCCAUUGGUCAGGGAUGAAUGGGAGUUGUAGUCAAACAAUGUCCUGCAGGAGCUGCUGCCUCUGAAGGGCUGAGCUUGGCUUUGGCUCCCCCCCCCCCCAGCCAACUCUUCCUGGGAAAUUAGGGAAGCAUUCCACAGAUCUGAAAUAAUCCUUGCUAGCCAGCUAGAACAUGCUCUCAGUUUGUGGGUCUGUGAAGGGGUGGGCAGUAGCAUGGAUUUCCUCCCUAAACUGAGCACUCUAGACCCCCACCCCAGCUAUUCUAAGGGAUAAUCUUUCUAUAUAGGUUUCUACCCCACUCAAUUCCAAUUCUUCCCUCAGAAUGGUUUUGUUGGAUUGCCAUCUUAGUGAAUAUGGCAAAUAAAGCAACAACAAAACAAAUAACAGCAUGGAAUGCUAAGGCAUGCUUGACUUCUUCCCGGGUUCUUUGUCCUUCCUGGGCUUGGAUGACCAAAUUCUCGUGUCAGCUGAGGGAGACAUCCAUUUUCUCACUCUGUGGAAAUGUAUUGAUUUCUCUUUCUCGAGGUGAGGCUUCCUGAGCAGUGCUGGUGGGGAGAACCAACCAAGUGAUGCCAUCCCAGCCACAGCCAUUAACAGGGCUAGAAUAAGGGAGAUGGAAGUAACAUUUUAUUUUUUCAGCCAACUUAGGUAUCUCCUUAUUCUCUGCAGUAAGCCAGGUGGCUCUUGGGUACUAUUGACAGAUGACAUGGUGCAGAUAAAAGAAUCUGAGACAUCUGGAGGGGUCAGGUUCUCCAUGUCUGCCAAUAAACGCUGCUUCCCCCCUGAGUCCUAUUGCCCAGGCAUGAGGGCAGCAGGGAGACGUGUGUUGGUGUCCCACAUACUGCUGCCAAGCCCCUCUUUCUCCCUUCCCUACUCCAGUGUCAUCCAGGAGGUGAAAUACCACCUGUCUCAGCCCUCUGAAGCUCCCUUGUAAAAGGCUGUUUCCUAAUGAGGAACUGUGUUUGUUUUUGUUUGUUUUUAAAACAGGCUAAAAGAUCUAGAAAGGGAUGAAGAUGGUCUUGGUGAAAGAGUGAGUGCAUGAGUGUCCCCCUCCCCCUUUUAAUGGAGAGUCAUGCCGGUGCCUCCUUGCAGCCACCCCCUGAGAAGGUGUCAGUUGCCACUUUAAUAUGCUGUCUGUCUGCCUCUCUGUCUGUCUUUAGGAAUGUGUUAAGGAAAAACUGAGUCUGAUGCACGGCUUCUUGCAAGCCGAUGUUCAGAAUCAACUGAAAGACCUGGAGACCAAGUUUCACAAAGAGGAGCUUUCAGAGGUAGGUAAUUAUAGGGAUGGGUCAGUUCCUCCUGUUCCAUUCAGAUACCGUUCUGUGGGUUUGACUGUGCCUGCCUUCCCAGUUGGAUGGGGAUGAUUUCUAAAAUGAGAAAGGUUCUCCAGUUUGCUGCAGUUAUCAACUCAUUUAUUUCUUUUUUUAAGGUGGGGAGAUAAUAACUUCAUUCACUCUUGAUCUAGCUAGCAGUGGGGAACAAACAUAUAUAUAUAUGUAUUUAUUUGUGUAUGUGUACACACACACACACACACACACACACACACACAUAUAUUCUGCUGGGCAGAUCAGAUGGUUUGUGGGGUAACGUGGCAGCAAAAGACUUGUCUUUCGGUGCCACACUUCCCUGCAGACCACCUGAUGCACCUGGCAGCAAAAUAAUAAUAAUAAUAAUAAUAAUUAAUAAUAAUAAUAAUAUUGAUUGAUUUUACUGAUUGCUUGCUGCUGUAGAGCGAAUUAGGUGGUCUAUGGGGUAGCAUGGCAGCAAAAUUAAAAUGGCACCUAGACAUUUUGUUUUGGCGUCUAGAACACAAGUCCCAGGAGUCACAUGGUUCCUAGCUUUAUAUAAAUUGUUUUUUUUAAAUCUAAGGCAGAUUGUAAAUUCCAUAGAUUGCUCUAGAUUGCGCUAAAUUGUAUGACUCUGCAUUAGGAUCAUAACUAGGAUGAUAACUCCACAGUAUUCUGUUGAGACAAUUGCCAAAACAAUAGAUUUCUGCCUGUCUUUUUCUAUACAUAUUCAAGGACACUGAGCCAGAUCAUUGCAUUGUAGGCUAAGGGCUAUUUCACACAGUGUUUGAAACUCCCAUUAUUCUCGGCGCAUUUUGUGACUGGUAAUUUCAUUAGCUCAAGCAGUUUCUGAGCUCUGGGUGCAGUACUGCGCCUAAGAUUUCAGAUUAAAACUGCAGAGUGGAAGGAAAGGAGGACCUUUUCUGCCUCCCCACUUCUAGCUACUAUCUGAAGCCUGGAGAAGAGACCCUCUUAAGAAUAUCAGGGGGGUGGGCAUGGCUUUGUUUUUUGAAAUCUUCAGAUGAGAACUAGACAAUGUGAAACAUGAAUAUGAGAUUUUAGCUGCAGUUCAUUCAUUUUCAGCCUUGUAUUCUUGUUAUAAAAAGUGUGCCUAGGCAUUCAAUUGUUGCACCCAUAACCUAGGUUUAAGGUGCCAUUUAGCUCCCAGCCUUCGUAUCUGUUUCUAACACUGAUUUCAUACUCUGGCCUGGCAUGUAGACUCUGUAGUGUUGUGCUGUAAGAAUAAGUGUGUGGGGGGGUAUUAUUAUUAAUUUUUGUAUACCACCCUACAUCUAUAGAUCUCGGGGCAGUUGGUAGCAUACUUAUCAUGCUAUUGCAUGUCAAAAAUAUUGUGUGAGUGAAAGGAUAUAUGUGUAGAUUUGACUGUGAUUUAUAUCUUGGCCAGGCAGUUCAUCUGCUGUAAAGGAGCAUGGACAGAUUGUCCACUGUGUUCCACAGCUGGGCGAUAAUCCGAUUUAUUGUCUGAAACCGGUAUGGCAUUCACACUGCACUAUCGGUUUCAGACAUUUUGAGCUGCCGAUACGUCUUGGCUCCCCAUCCGCCAUGUAUUGGCAGCUCAAAUUGCCUUCACUGGAGCUGGCAGGUUGCGUCUUUCCUCUUUUGCUCCCAGAAGAAAGACACAGCAGGUGGAACCAGGAUCUCAGAAUUUCUUAUCUCCCCCCUCCUCCUCUGCAAAGUCCAUUGAUGUGCCCAGAAUAUGUGCACUGCACUCAUCCUGUUCCUCUUUCCCUUUGCUGCAGGAACUGUACCUGGCCAAAGUCAAAACCUUGCUCCACCAAGAACUCGCUUUGGAGAAUGGAGAUAGCCUGGAGCUUGGCCAGAAGCCCAACGGCUGCACAGAAAAUGGUGCCUAUGGCAGUGAUGAAGAGCCCGAGAGAAGCAGCAGCAAGGGAGAAGAGGACAGCACCAUGGAGGUGGAGGGGGCAGCAUCGUCUUGCUCCUCCACACCAUUGGCCUCACCCUCUGUGCCCAAAGCCCGCAGGGGCAGGAAGAGCAAGUCCAACAGUGAGAACAGAAGUACGUCAUUUAGAGACUUGCUUUAACAUGGCUCUUGGGAGUCUCCACUACUUUGACUCUGGAUACAUAGCAUAAAUGGCAGGAAAGCCAAAGCCUUCUGGAAAUUGAGGGUGUUUCUCUCCCCACUCCCACUUACUAUUUAGGUUUCAAAUAAAUGAGGGCAGAUGUGGCAUAGUUACAUCUGUAGACUUGUUUGCCAGAGGUUGGCCUUUGACUAGUUUUAUUAGCGGAGCAUUGCAGGUUCUCAUUUACGUUCAGCCUGGACAAAUGAGCCAUCUGCAGGAUCUGCUCCUAGAAUUGGCUUGCUGUCUCCUUGCAUACAGAUAGAUUUUCAUCCUGCUUUAAGAGCGUGAACCCUUUUUUUUUAUUUUUAAGGAAAAUAGGAAGUGAUGAUGACGAUAAUGAUGAUUUUGAGAAUGCAAAUUCUGUUUCAAAAUUCAACAAGCCUGAUAAUGAACAUUUUGAGUCCCUUCCCUUUUUAUUUUUCUUUCCCUUUGGUGAAAGCAUCAGGGUCCUGUGACAUCUGGAGGGCACUGGGUUGGGGAAGGCUGCUGCAGAUAGUGAUGGCAAGCUCUUUGUAAGGAAUAUAUGCAAGCAAGUCUGUCCUUCAAGUCUGUUUCAGAUUAAGAUUCUGCAGUUGGUAAUAGAAGAUGGGUUUGUUUGGGCUUGGCUGGGGGGGCGGGGAAUCUAAUCUGCUUUAAGCACUUUGAAAGCAGCAGAAACCUUUUAUGUAUGGUAACUGCAACUGAUUCUAUUUUUUAAAUUAAUCUGCAGAAUCCCCAAGCAGUUCAAGGAUCACCCGUAGUUCUGGCAAGCAACCAACCAUAGUAGCUAUGUUUUCCAAAGGGUGAGUAGGUUGUGUGUAAACCUGGUGUGACUGUUCUUUUGUGGGUUUUUCUUAAAGAUUCUUUUCCUUAUUUGACUCUCAUCCCCCAUACUGCUGCCACCUUUUACUCUGAUUGCCUCAUUACCACUUACAUCAAGUGGUUAACAUUGAGCACUGAACGGUACAGGUGUUCAUGUGAGACACGGAGCAGCCAGGUGACCUGGGGAAAGAAACAUCAGGCAAGUGGACCUCUGUUGGAGAUCAAGAAUAAGAGAGCAAGAAGAUCAAGUACAGUGGUGCCUCGCAAGACGAAAUUAAUUCGUUCCGUGAGUUUUUUCGUCUAGCGAAUUUUUCGUCUUGUGAAGCACGAAAUCCCAUAGGAAUGCAUUGAAAUUCAAUUAAUGCGUUCCUAUGGUCAAAAAAAGUCCAAACAAAGCCAAAUUUGGUACAACAAGAGUUUAUUAAGUGCUUUUUAAAGUCACACAUACUGUAAAGAGCAUUUCAAAAAUUGAAGGAACAAUACAAAUCAUAAAAAUUCAGAAAAAAACCACACAAGCUUCCAGAUUCUUGCAAACCCCUCCUCAACUGUUCCCCCAGCCACCCACCACACAGAAAUUCAAAUCCAGAAUUUUUUUUAAAAAAACAGCAGAGUGGCCCAAUGGUCACAGAAAAUCAUAAAAAUUCAGAAAAAACCACACAAGCUUCCAGAUUCUUGCAAACCCCUCCUCAACUGUUCCCCCAGCCACCCACCACACAGAAAUUCAAAUCCAGAUUAUUUUUUUUUAAAAAAGCAGAGUGGCCCAAUGGUCACAGAAAAUCAUAAAAAUGCAGGAAAAAACCACACAAGCUUCCAGAUUCUUGCAAACCCCUCCUCAACUGUUCCCCCAGCCACCCACCACACAGAAAUUCAAACCCAGAUUUUUUUAAAAAAAAACAGCAGAGUGGCCCAAUGGUCACAAAAAAUCAUAAAAAUGCAGAAAAAAACCACACAAGCUUCUAGAUUCUUGCAAACCCCUCCCCAACACCAAGUCCUUGAAUUCCAAACACCCCAACCCAAAAUCCAAAAAGCCCCAAAAAAGUUUUAAAAGUUUAACUUACCAAAUGGCUGCAAAAGAAGUUUUGGAAAAGCUUAAAAAAUCACCAAAGUCUUCAAAAACCUCAAAAAAGGCUACCACACCGCAUGCUAUGAGUUGCUCCUCGAAGUCAAGUCGCAACUGCACCUCUUCAAGCAAUGCACCCUGUAUUACUGUAACGGUUUUAAGAAAAGGAAACAAACUUGCAAGACGUUUUCGUCUUGCGAAGCAAGCCCAUAGGGAAAUUCGUCUUGCGAAGCAGCUCAAAAAACGCAAAACCCUUUCGUCUAGCGAGUUUUUCGUCUUGCGGGGCACCACUGUACAGUCGUACCUCGGAAGUUGAACAGAAUCCGUUCUGGAAGUCCGUUCGACUUCCAAAACAUUUGGAAACCAAGGCGUGGCUUCCGAUUGGCUGCAGGAAGCCGCGUCGGAUAUUUGGGUUCCAAAAGAACAUUCACUAACUGGAACACUCACUUUCGGGUUUCUGGUGUUCGGGAGCCAAAAGGUUCGACUUGCAAGGCGUUCAACUUCCGAGGUACGACUGUAUAUAAAGAGGAGUGGAAAAAUUUUGUGGAAUAUUUGGAAAAUAACUGUAAAGCAAGUGAAAAUGUUAGCAGCAUUAAGGUAAAUUCAGUAGUAUAACACACAGUACAGAGAGAUAAUUGCCGGGGGGGGGGCGGACAACGAUGACUAAAAUGGAUUUUUUUAGUUCUUAGAAUAUGCAGAAAAUAUGGGAAAAUUUAAAGAACCAUGGAAGGGGAAGGAGGGAAGUUGAUGAAUGUACAGCUACAAUGGUGGAUAUUUAAUGAUGGAAAUGUAUAUUUGAUCAUUUUCAAUAAAAAUCAAUUAAAAGAAUUAAAUUAAAAUGUCACAUAUCCAUGGCUAUCCAAUUCAUGCUGCGUUAUCUGAACAGGGUUUGUAAAGUUAAAACCCAUUUAGUUUUUCUUAGCUUUCCACCUUCAUUAAUAAGCACAGUGAACAUCUUGUCAAAAUAACGUUACCUAAAUUAAUUCCUUUUUGCAAUAGAUCCAAUAAACGCAAAUCUGAGGAAGUGAAUGGAGACCUGAAACAAGAAAUUAGUGUAGAAAAUGAGGAGGAGGAAGAGGAGGAGCAGCCUGGAGAGAAGGUAAAUGCUGAUUGCUUUACUAGUUUACUCCACCACCACCAGAAUGCUUGAAAUGUAUGCAUGAAACUUCUGAAUUCUCACUUGCAUUUGGAAUUUUGGAUUUAAUAUUGCUGUUUCACCCUGGAGUGGGGAUAAAUUAUGGGCCCUUGAAAAGCCUUUGCCAGCUUGGUGCCCUCCAGAUGUUUGGGACUGCUGUUCCUGUCAGCCUGAUGGGAGCACCUGGAGGCUUCCAGGGUGGUGAAGGCUGCCCUAGAAGGUUAAUGUUGUUGUUGUUGUUUAGUCGUUUAGUCGUGUCCGACUCUUCGUGACCCCCUGGACCAGAGCACGCCAGGCACUCCUGUCUUCCAUUGCCUCCCACAGUUUGGUCAGACUCAUGUUUGUAGCUUCAAAGACACUAUCCAACCAUCUCGUCCUCUGUCGUCCCCUUCCUCUUGUGCCCUCCAUCUUUCCUAACAUCAGGGUCUUUUCCAGGGAGUCUUCUCUUCUCAUGAGGUGGAAGAGAAGACUUCACACCUAAUUUUAAAGGUUAAUACUUCACACCUAAUUUUAAAGAAAGAGAAAAUGUUUCUUUCUUCUGAAUACCAUCUUCCUUUUUGCUCUCAAGGAACAAGAUGAGAAAAGAAUCAAAAUAGAAGCCAAAGAAGGGUAAGUGACUGGGCGCAUGAGAUCUCAUCAGCUUUCUCUGCAUGUAUGUUUGCUAGCAAGAAAUGUAACCAUUUUCAUCAAUGGAUACGAAAAGCAACACUCUCUUUUUGUUUUUGGGAACAUACUUAGGCCAAAACUAAACAUUUACGACACAUGGCCACCACAGAAAAUGAUAGCUAAUAAUAAUAAUAAUAAUAAUAAUAAUAAAUAAUAUUUAUUCCCCACCAAUCUAGCUGGGUUUCUAGCAGCACAUAUAAAAACAUAGUAAAACAUCAAACAUUAAAAUCUUCCAGAUACAGGGCUGCCUUCAGAUGUUGUGUAGUUCUUUAUCUCCUUGACAUUUGAUGCGAGGGUAUUCCACAGGGCGGGCACCACUGCCGAGAAGGCCCUCUGCCUGGUUCCCGGUAGCUUCACUUCUUGCAGUGAGGGAACCACCAGAAGGCCCUCGGAGCUGGACCUCAGUGUCCGGGCUGAAUGAUGGUGGUGGACACGUUCCUUCAGGUAUACAUGACCAAGGCCGUUUAGGGCUAUAAAGGUCAGCACCAACAUUUUGAAUUGUGCUCGGAAAUGUAUUGGGAGCCAGUGAAUAUUCUUUAAGACUGGUGUUAUAUGGUCCCGGCAGCCACUCCCAGCCACCAGUCUACAUGCCGCAUUCUGAAUUAGUUGUAGUUUCUAAGUCACCUUCAAAGGUAGUCCCAUGUAGAGCGCAUGUCAAUAAGCAGGAGAUAGCCAGAGCAUUCACCACUCUGGUGAGACAGUCUGUGGGCAGGUAGGGUCUCAGCUGGUGUACCAGAUGGAGCUGGUAGACAUUACUCUGGACACAGAAUUGAUCUGCACUUCCAUGGACAGCUGUGAGUCCAAAAUGACUCCCAGGCUGCUCACCUACUCCUUCAGGGCCACAGUUGCCCCAUUCAGGACCAAGGAGUCCCCCACACCCAUCUGGCCCAUCCCCCAGAAACAGUACUUCUAGUCAGGAUUCAGCCUCAAUCGGUUAGCUGCCAACCAUCCUCCAACUGCCUCCAGACACUCACAGGAUAUUCACUGCCUUCACUGGUUUCAGUUUAAAGGAGAGGUAGGUCUGGGUAUCAACAGCAUACUGGUGAAAACUCAGCCCAACCCCCCUGAUAAUCUCACCCAGCAGCUUCAUAUAGAUAUUGAAAAGCAUGGGGGAGAGGACAGAACCCUGAGGCACCCCACAAGUGAGAGCCCAGGGGUCUGAACACUCAUUCCCCAACCAAUUUCUGGACACGGUUCCAAAGGAAGGAGCCGGACUACUGUAUAACAGUGCUCCCAGCUCCUUUAGUCAGUCCAGAAGGAGGUCAUGUUUGAUGGUAUCAAAAGCCGCUGAGAGAUCCAGCAGAACUAGGAAACAGCUUUCACCUAUGUCCCUAGCCCACCAGAGAUCAUCGACCAGCGCGACCAAGGCAGUUUCAGUCCCAUGAUGAGGCCUGAACCCCGAUUGGAAGUGAUCCAAAUGGUCCACAUCCUCCAGGCAUGUCUGGAGUUGUUCAGCGACCACAUGAUCAGUCACCUUGCCCAAUAAUGGAUGGUUUGAGACUGGGCAAUAGUUAGCCAUAUUGGCCAGGUCCAAAUAUCUACCUACCUAUGGCCCUCCCUCAAUCCAGUUUCCAAAAAUCUAGAGCAGUUUACCUGAGGAGACUAGGACAGUUCGCUGUUUACAGACUAGGGGUGAUGGAGCCAAACUUAAGUCAUGCUUAGAGAAGACCCAUCAAAAUCAAUGGCACUUGACCAGGCACAGGCAACCUUGGCCCUUCAGAUGUUUUGGGACUACAGUUCCCAUCAUCCCUGACCACUGGUCCUGUUAGCUAGGGAUCAUGGGAGUUGUAGUCCCAAAAAAUCUGGCGGGCCGAGGUUGCCUAUGCCUGCACUUGACCAUGACAUUAUUUCAGUGGGUUUGACUGAGUCUAAAUCCAACACUCAAGCCACUGGUGGUGUGGGAGGCCAGGGUUGAAAUUUCCACUCAGCCAUGAUGUUUUCUGGCUGCUCUUGGGCCAGUUACAGUCUCUUAGCCUAACCUACCUCACAUGGUUGUGAGGAUAAAAUGCAGAGGGAUGAGAACCACACAUGCCACCCUCAGCUCUUUGGAAGAAAGGGGGGAUAUAAAUGUAGUAAUUGUAGUAGUAUAGCGAUGAUGAUGAUGAUGAUGAUAAAUAGAUUUCCUGAGGGUCACAUGCCAGUGUUGGGUGUGGCAAGAGUUAAAAGCAAGGAGUUCGCCCCUUCUCUCUCCUCCCCCCCCCCAUUGAGCAGCUGGAAGGGAAAUCAAACUGAUUUCUUGCAGGAAGCUUUUGAAAUUGGGCUGAGAGCUGCUGGCUGCUCACCCACCUCUGCCAAGAGCGGUGCCAGCCGCAAAUAAAAGGUGCAGUGGGAGCAGUGAUAGUUCAUGUUCUUUUGAGCUCUAGCUGUCUAGUCCGAAGAAAAAGCAACCCUGUUGCACUUCUAAAAAUGAAAAGAAAAAAAAAGCCCUGUAAAUGUUGCCUCUGGCACGAGGAGAGAAAUGAAGUAUCUCCAUAUUUUGGAGAGUGGCUGCAGUGGGUGUUUGGAUUACACAAAGCCACUCCUCCUUGGCUAGCUUGAAACAUCUGUACAGAUGUACUAGUUAGCUCUAUGAUGGGAAGAAAGGAGAAAUUUGCAUGUAGGAGGUGCAGGGGAGAGAAUCGGCUCCUUCCCUGAAUCUGGUCCUCUCUAGAUGUUUUGGACUACAGCUCCUGUCAGGCCCAGUCAGCAUGGCCAAAUCUCGGAUGUUGGGGUUGUAGCCUAAAUUAUCUAGAGGGCCUCAGACUGAUUACCCUACAGAAAAACCAUUGUUUAGAGAGCAGGAACAUCAGGAAUCCCAUCCAGGUCAGAAGCGCUUUGUUUUCAUUCCUUAGGCUAAAUAAAGAAACACAGAAUAUUGAAAUGGAGCAGUCAGUCUCUGUCCUGUUCAUGCAUUGAUGGAAGUGAGAGUAGAGAGUAUAAAAUGGCUCCCCAGAAUACACAGUUUCUUUAAGCUGAAAGUGUCUUUGUACAGUGGUACCUCAGGUUACAUACGCUUCAGGUUACACACUCCGCUAUCCCAGAAAUAGUGCUUCAGGUUAAGAACUUUGCUUCGGGAUGAGAACAGAAAUCAUGCUCCAGCGGCGCAGCGGCAGCGGGAGGCCCCAUUAGCUAAAGUGAUGCUUCAGCUUAAGAACAGUUUCAGGUUAAGAACGGACCUCUGGAAUGAAUUAAGUACUUAACCCGAGGUACCACUGUAUAUGAAAGCAUUUUACUGCAUGGACUUAUCAAAGUCUCUGUAUCCAGUGACUUAAACAAUAUUAUUCUUGUGCUAGCUUAUAUUACCCAACUUGUUGCACUGUGUGAGGGUUUUGUUUUGUUUUUUGCCCAGGUCUGAAAUAAAAGAAGAAGCAAACCAGGUUAAAACUGUGCCACCUGUUAAGGUCAGUAAGUGUUGGUUUGUUUUGUAUCUGGUUGGAAUACUAGACAUUUGUGGUGUGCAUAUGCACACACUCCGCCCUGGAAUGACUGGAACAUCAGCAGUUCAAGAAGAUACUAUUUUUUCUGAUUUUCAGGACAGGCAUUUAAUGCCUCUGUCAGGUGGAACUUUGGGUGGGUUCAGAUAUACCACAUCAGCAUUGCUCUGAUACCAUAUCUUGGCCUUGGUUUACUGUCUUUAAGAACAGAAAAAUAGUGAAUGAAAGUGGCAUAACUUUGUGUGUUUUGUUCUUAAAAAUGAGUCAGAAAAGCAGCUAAGCAUUUGGAAGGGCUCCAUAAAUGAUGGCCGGUACAGUGGAAUGGAAUGGUAGGACUGAUGAAAUCCUGCCUCCCCCUUUCAGCUAGAUUUAGCCAACUAUGAGUGAGCAAUCCCUGCAUUUUCUAGAAAUGCCACUUAUGCGCAUGAAACCUGUUGGGUAUCCUUUCUGGCUAGGUACCAGUGACCCAGAGCAGUACAGUAACAGCUUUUACACCAGGGAUGGGGAACUCUCUUGCCCUGCAGAUGGUGAUGGACUCAAAGUCUCAUUAUCCCUGACCACACUGUCUGAUGGGAGUUGGAGUCUAACUACAUCUGGAGAGAUGCAGGUUCCCUGACCCUGGUAUCAUCCUUACCCAGCCUGGUUCCCUUCAGAUGUUUUGGGCUCCCGUUUCCCAUCAGCUCAGCUGGCAUGGCCAGUGAUCAGGAAUGAUGGGAAUUGGAGCUCAGCAACAUCUGGAGGGAACCUGUUUUUAAUAUGAUUUUUGUAAGUGGACCUAUAAAUGUUUUACUUUGAAAUGGUAGGGUCUAAUGUCACUUAAGUAACAAAUUCCCAGAGUUAUUCAGCCACAUCACAAGCUUAUUGGCAGCACCAUUUUUAGAUCCUGGUCACCUGAAUUCACCACCUUGCAUUUUCUCCUUAUAUCUUUCUCUUCCAGACCACUCCUCCCAAGUGUGUUGAAUGCAGGCAAUACCUAGAUGACCCUGAUCUCAAGUUCUUCCAAGGAGAUCCUGAUGAUGCCGUAAGCCCAUCCUUUGCAGAUGAACAAAAAGAAUUCUAUCUUGCUGGUAUAUGUCUAGAAUAAAAUUUUGUAUCUUCCUAGCUGGAUGAACCCGAGAUGCUGACAGAUGAGCGCUUGUCCAUCUUUGAUGCCAACGAAGAUGGGUUUGAGAGUUACGAUGACCUGCCUCAGCACAAAGUGACUUCCUUCAGGUGAGGCCUUGUGCUGACUUGCCAUAAAGCAGGGCUGGUUAACUUGUGGUCUUCCAGUUGUUACUGUUGGACACCGGCUCCCACCAACCCCAGCCAGCAUGACUAGUGGUCAGGGCUGAUGGGAGUUGUAGUCCAGCAGCAUUGGGAGCAUGCCACAUUAGCAAGCACCACUGUAAAGCCUAGGUAAUUGAAUCUCAGGGUGGGACAAGUAUGGAGGGAGUCAUGAAUACUGAAAAUUUGCUGCCUGGGGGACUGCCCCUCCCUACAUCUCUGAGACUCCAAGCAGGAAUCUGCAGUAGCAGCAGUUGGAGGAAGGAUCUGCUAAGCUCUGAGGCUUAGAAACUAGAGGGUGAUAAGGGCAGAAGGAAGCAGGUAGCAGUCUGCUCAAAAAAGAAAGCUUUGAAUGUCCAUUUAUUUCUGAUCCAGAGGUCUACAGUGCAGCUGUGUGUGUUUGCUUGCCAAAUAGAAAGGGUUGAGAUUGGGCAGGGGCGAGGGUGCAGCAGUAUGGGGCACCUUAUUAAUAAACACAACCCCUUGAGGAUACGCCAGUGUGUUCCUAGGUUUGGGGCUGUGCUCCAUUGCAGCCUCCAAGCAUCCCCACAGAAGUCUGGUAGGGAUCCUUGGGGAUCCUUGGGGCACCUGCUGGAACUGUGUUGCUUGAGUGCAGUAAGAUCUUUGGGAAGGCGGGUGCCCAGCAGCACAGUCAGCUGCACUGGCAGCCCUCUGGAGCCCCCAGCGCUUAACAGGAUGGUGUGGUUUAAGCCACAGGAAGGGGUUUGGGAUCUCGGGUGAUUUUCAGAAGCGGUGACUUUCUGAAUCCGAACUGUCUUUAACAAUGGGAGCAAUUUAAAGGCUUCUUGCACUCCCUAAAUUAGACUUCUGACAUAGAGAAAGCUUUGGAGGAAAAGACAGGCUAAGUUUUUAACCCUGGGCUGAUCAGGGUUAAAGAGACACUGUCUUUUAUUCUCAGCUUAUGUUCCUGAACCACUAUUUUGGACUUUGCUCCACUUGGUGGUCCUCAGUUUGUAAGUAAAUAAAGCAGAACACACAAGUUUCAAGGCUGCCUAUCCCUGGUUUAAGUCACCCCAGCUUUUCUGUUGCUUUUGAUUUUCCCAGUCUGGUGGGACAGUUCCCUGUGUACAGCUAUGAAAUAGGAUAGGGUUGGCCAGGAAAGUUGUCCGCAGUGAUGGGUAAUAUUAGUACAGUACAUAUCGGUUAUAUAUGGUUAUGGUUCUUGGCCUUUGGCAAUUCUAUAAUCAGUGUGGCUUCCUUUUACUUUACAAAAGAAAAAGGUGAAUCAGUCUUCCUGUGUUCUGCAUCUCAUGGCCUCCACUUACGUUUUCAAGCCUCGCCACUACUCUCACUGGAGCCCUGACUCUUCUAUUUUGCUAUCACCACUUGGUUUGCCACCCUUUGCCCCAAGAGCUGUAAAAGCACUUUGUACACACUUUACAGCUACAUUAAUGAGAAACUGGAGGUUUUUUUAGUUGGCUGUUGUGAAAGACUAUGCAACCUUUUCCUUUUCUGUGCAGUGUUUAUGAUCGAAAAGGCCACCUGUGCCCAUUUGAUACUGGUCUCAUAGAAAGGAAUAUCGAACUCUACUUCAGUGGUGCAGUAAAGCCAAUAUAUGAUGAUAACCCUUGUCUGGAUGGUAAGUGUGGCCCUGCAGGCAGGUUUUCCCUAUCCCCCCCCCAUUUAAUUUAUAUGAUGCUCUUAAUUUAAAACUCCAGGGCGGGGUGUUCACAUUCACUCUGCCACAUACAUAACUGACACAUCAUAUUAACCUGUCAUAAAACUGGAGUGCAAAUUAUGUCUGAUUGACUUCCAAAGGAAGGGAGUUUCACAGGGAGGGUGUAGCAACAGAGAAGACCAUCAGCCAUGGAACUGCCUCAGGGCCUCACCCAGAGGCAGCACCCAAAGAAGACCCCUUUAAUCUUAGUGACCAGACUGGCACAUACCAAGAGAGGUGCUCUUCCAAGUUACAUGGACCCUGAACUCUUCAGGGUUUAAAGGUUAAUGGUAAAUCUUAAAUUAGAUAUGUAAAUGAAUAGGUAACUAGCACAGAUCAUGGAAAAUAAAUGUGAUAUGACUUCAAAGUGGCUUGCUGCUCAAUAACCUAGUGGCUGAAAUCUAUACCAGCUUCUGAACAGUCUUCAAGGGCAGCCCCAUGCAGACCACAUUACAGUAGUCCAGACUUGAGGUAACCAGGGCAUGGAUUGCUGUGACAAGUCUAUUCCAAUUCAGUGACAGCCAUAGCUGGUAAACCAGCCAGAGCUAGAAAUAGGCUUUCAUUAAGCUAUCUGAGCCUCCCGUGGCAAAGAUGGAUCCCAGAGUGCCCCCAGGCCACGAACCCGGAUCCUUCAAGGGGAGUGCAGUGCCCUUCAGGACACACCAUUUACCCGUCUUCUGGAAUCGGGAACCAACGACCAGCAGAGCCAACAGCUUGUUGGAAUUCAGCUCCAGCUUAUUGGGCCCCAUCCAGACCAUUAUCCCAGAUGACCUGAGAAGGGGGAGAGACAUUAACACAUUUCCCCAAAGCCUUUGGUACCACCCCCUACGGCAAAGAGGCAUUUGCCACUCCUUGGACCCAUCCUGUCAAGUCACAAUGGGCUGCAGUCCAGGGUACAGGUGGUGGGACAGCAUUUCAGAGGCUGCAAGUACACUUUGCCCACAAAAGAGACACUUAACCCCGUGUUUGCUUGUUGCAUUACUAGACGAGCCACUGGAUGCUGCUAAAUUAGCUAAGCAUCGUUCAUUCAUGACAGGAAGGUCAAAAGUUUUGUCUUUAAUUAGCCAUUGUAAAUCAAGUAACAAGAUAUUUGCAGCUUCCCAAGGGUAAGACGGACCAAUUAAGUGCCUUGGUUUUGGUGCAGGUGUGGAUCUAGUGACCUGGUGGAAAAGGAAGUGAGCUUCUCAGGCCAGCCCACUUGUAUCUGCAAGCUUCCAGGGGAAGCAAAGAACCCUAAGAAACCAGCCAGAGGUGGUUGCCCAGCUCCUGUUCCUCAGCGUGGGCUUAUUAAAGCACAUGCAUCCACCAUGGCCUAGCAACUAAGUGAUUUUAAAAUAUGAUGCCUCUCCAUUUUCAUCACUGAUUUUAGGUGGUGUCCGAGCCAGAAAGAUGGGUCCCAUCAAUGCAUGGUGGAUCACUGGUUUUGAUGGAGGUGAGAAGGCUUUGAUUGGAUUCACCACAGGUAAGCUUUUAAGAAAAUCAUCAUCCCUUUCAGUUUUGUCUGUGUCCUGCUUUUUCAUGCUCAGCGCAUACUUGGAAUGGCUCACAACAGCAUCAGAAAAAUCUACGUAAUGAAAUACCAGCAAUAUUUCAAGAUAAUUCACCAACAAUUACAAAAUAUAACAAUUUUUAAAGAAACAACCAUACAAAUAUUAAUAGGCCUCCCAAAAUGUAUUAAUAAAUAUGAACAAAUACAAAAAUAUAUAAACAGCAGAAAAACAUUACAUAUUUUUUGAAAUUAAAGUUUUCCCCAACAAGAACAACCACUCCUAAGUCACUGACUCUUCUAAGUGAGCCAGAUAGACAAGGGGGACCCAGGCCUUGCAGAACUCACAGCUCAGUCUCUGGGAUUUGUUGCAGAAACUACUGGCAGCGAUGAAAAGCGUCUUCUUCUGCCAACCCCAGUUCUCUUGCAUGCUGUGCUCAAAAUGGGGAUGCCAAUCCCCUUCCCUUUCCAGGUGGGCUUAAUUGAGUGGCCUAAUUGUCCCCCUUCAUCCCUGAUCACCUCCACCACUAUGGGCGCUGCAUAUGUGACUGCGCAGAGCAAGCAAUCCUCACAAAUCCACAGCACGACCUAUUUGCAAAGCUGCGCAUGUGCUUUACCAGCCAAGGAGCAGGACAUGCUGCCGCACAUCUUUACAUGCAUGUUCUGUCAGUGAGCUACCAUGGAAUUGACCUCAGGGAAUGGCAAACUGUGUGGAGCAGUGUUGCUGGACUACAACUCCCAUCAGCCCCAGCCAGCAUGCUCAAUGAUUAGGGACAAUGGGGGCUGUAGUUCAGCAACACCUGGAGGGCCACAGGCUCCCCAUCCCUGCUUUAGAGCUUUGAGAAUGCUUGGUUGCCUUCAUCCUUUGGUUGCCUACGUAUCUAGGAGGAGGGAGUUCCACAGCCCAGUGCCAUCACGUAGAAGCAUUCUUUAAGAGCCAAGUUGUGCUCAACUUAAAAAGAGAAAAGCAUUCUUUCAGAGCAGUGUUUCUCAAGCAGUUGACUGAGACCCCUCAGUGGUCCUUGGGCCACAUCAGGUGGACUUCAGUGUCUCGGCAGGAAAUGGGUAGAAAUACUUUGAGAGACAUGUGGGAAGAGAAAUAGAUAAAACAGGCAUAGGCAACCGGGCCCUCCAGAUGUCUUGGCCUACAAUUCCCAUGAUCCCUAGCUAACAGGACCAGUGGUCAAGGAUGAUAGGAAUUGUAGUCCCAAAAAUCUGGAGGGUCAAAGGUUUCCUAUGCCUGAUACAAAAGAUAAAACCUUCUCCAUUUAGAGCCUCUGGUUCAACAAAUUCUGUCUUAAAUGAGUCACAAUACCUCUGGAACAAAUGCCUGUUCUUAGGGUGAGGAAAGCUGAACUAUGGAACUCCUUGCCACAAGGAAAACAUUGUUGCAAAUAAUUUAAUCAUUUCCAAAUAUGAACCAGAUAGCAGCAGAAAGGGGUGUCAGGAAUUGCCAGCUGGUUGUGCCAAAUGCUGCCUCCAUCUGCCAUCAUUUUGUGACUGCAAAAAAAGGAAAACCCAUGCAGGCAAUAGUAAUAGGCAAUUACUGCAGUAAGAUCCGUUCCAAAAAAAAUUUAUCUUGUGUUUUUUUUAAAAGAGCUUUUCAUGUUUCAAAACUUGCUUCUUCUCCAUUAUUAAAACUUUUUCUUGUCAGUUUCAUAGGAGCUUACUGUUAUACAAAAUUUGCUUCUCCAAUAAUACAGAUUUUUGGUAUCCGUUUCACAUAAUUUGCUUCUUCAGUUAUGCACCUGCAAAAAAUAUACGUAAUAGCUCCCAUCAGUUACAGUUUUCUUUGUUCAUAAACUCAAAAGCCUUGUUGCUGACCCAGUGAGGUACAUUAAAUAUACAUGUAUUAAAGUUGUCACAAACCUCAUUCUGUUCUCUUUUAUACAAACAACACUUGCAUUCAAAUUAUAUUACAUGAGAUUCAUACCAACCUUACAAAUGCCUUCUCAAAUUUUCUGUCUUGGGCAACUGCCAGGGUUUACCCUCCUGUAAAUAUCUCUCUGUUGGCCAUGACAACUGAAUGAAGCCUCCAUGUUCAUUGGCAGUGUAUCUUUGAUAGCCCUUUGAUAGACAAGCAAUCUUUGUGCCUUCUGGCUGGCUGCUGUUGGGAACAGGGAGCAGGGUUAGACCUCUGGUCUUGCUCACUAAUGCAGUUUUAGUCAUUCUUAGGUGCUCACACAUGUUGCUUAAUCAUCCACUCAGUUCAUGGCUAAGUAUGUAUUUGUACCCACGUCUUGUUCAUUGGGAAACACAUUUGCAUUGCAUUCUAGCCUUUGCAGAUUAUAUCCUAAUGGAACCAAGUGAGGAAUACGCCCCCAUCUUUGCACUGAUGCAGGAGAAGAUCUACAUGAGCAAAAUUGUUGUUGAAUUCUUGCAAAAUAACCCUGAUGUCAGCUAUGAGGACCUGCUGAACAAGAUAGAGGUUAGUCCAGCAGACCAGGGCAGCUGUGUCUUGUGUCUGUAAGAAGACCGACGUCAAGGAACUCAGAUCAGCAUACAUUGUCUAUCCAUCUCAAUUCUUUUUGUCCUCAAAACAACCCUAUGAAGUAGGUUAGACUGCCAUUGUGUGUCACCAUCUUGAGAUGGCUGAGCAGCCAUUUUUGAACACCAGGCAGUUGAGAGAGCAGAUGAACCUGCUAUUGCAAUGCUUUUUUGCUCUUGCUUAAAAUUCUUCUCCUGACUUGCCAGUUUAAAACCAGUAGAAUUGUUAAAUUCCUUCUAAUUCUGUCUCCAGACCACUGUCCCUCCUGCUGGAUUAAACUUCAACCGUUUCACAGAAGAUUCCCUCCUCCGGCAUGCCCAGUUUGUGGUAGAGCAAGUGGAAAGCUAUGAUGAGGCAGGAGACAGUGACGAGCCUCCUGUUCUCAUCACCCCCUGCAUGAGAGACCUGAUAAAACUGGCAGGAGUCACGCUAGGCAAAAGGUACGCCAGCAGCUGCACCCUGGGAGUGGCCCUUCGGAGGUGCUUCAUCUCCUCUUUCGGGCUGUGCAACUUAACGCCAAAGGAGAAGGCUUGCGUCAGAGAACCUUCUUUGGUGCUCAGUAUUUGCCACACUCAAUGUUCGGGAGGUGGGCUCUAGACUUUCUCUUUGGUCCUGUCUCUUUCUGUGUGCAGGGAAUGUUUUUUAGGGAGAAGGAUUCAAUCAUGUGACCUGAUGUUUGGCAUAGCACAGCACAGAUGCGCCUCCUGGUCAGUCAGCCCAUCUAAGCCAGUACUUACGCCAGCUGGCAGCGGCUCCCCAGGAUUUCAGGAAGGAGUUUUUCCCAGCCCCACCUGGAGAUGAUGAGGGUUGAGCCUGGGACCUUUUCCAUGAGAAGCGUGUCCUCUAUCACUCUGCUAGAACUCCUUCUGCAGAUCAGCUGUGUGCUAUUUGGAGGAGCGCGUGGGUGAAUUUUCCUCUUGCCUAUAUGAGGAUAGAAUACUGUAGCUCAGAGAUAGACGAUGUGGUACCUUCCAGAUGUUGGUGGCGCUACAGCUCCCAUCAGUCCCAGGUAGCCCAGUCAUGGGUGUGGGGUGCUUAGUCCCAACAGCUUCUGGAGGGCACCAAAUUGGCUUUGAGAGCUGGAGAAAGGGGGGAUUCCAUCUUGUUCCAGUGUUUUCCCUGUCUCCUGCAGGUGCUUAGCUUUUCACAUCUGUCUUCUCCUCCUAGACGAGCAGCAAGAAGGCAAGCCAUUCGGCACCCUACCAAGAUCGACAAGGACAAGGGCCCUACCAAGGCAACCACCACGAAGCUGGUCCAUUUGAUCUUUGACACCUUCUUCUCUGAGCAAAUAGAGAAAAACGAAAAGGAGGAAGACAAAGAGAAUAGCUUGAAGCGCAGACGCUGUGGGGUUUGUGAGGUAACAACAAAAGAGAGGCUGCAUUGGUGACCCAGACACCCUGUUCUGCCUACAGAGAAAGGGUGGCAUGAGGAGUUCCAACAUGGAAGGAGCAGCGCUUCCUCAUCUUUUCUUUUUGGUCUCCUGGACACAUUCAUUUCCUGCCUUAUGGAACUCCCCUUCCCAACACUGCUGCUCCUGGCCAAACAGUUCCCAAAGUCUUCAAAUAUAGAGCUGUCUGGUUCAGCACACAGCAUGCAGAUUAAGGUCAACUCCCCCCUCUGCUUCUUGGGUCACUUUUACUUGAAGCAGGGCAGAUAGACAGAAAGAGAUGAGCUCCUGCAUUGGUCAUCGGCCCCUGGCUUUAAUUUGGUAGCUAAAGAAGAGAGUCCCUGAGCAUGUAUUCCUGGAUUUUCCUCCAGCUUUAUCUGGUCUUUCAUAGAGAAGACUACUGUUGUACCUUCCAGAGCUGAGGGUGAGAGCGGCGUUAGAAACAGAGAUGUGAAAGCUUGGAGCUAAAGGGCACCUUAAACCGAGGUUAUGGCCCAACAGCGGAAUGUCUAGGCGCACUUUUUAUAACAAGAAUAUGAACUGUAGCUAAAGUAUUAUGUUCAUUUUUCACAUGGUCUGGUCCUUCCCCUGCCCACCCCCCUAAUAUUCUUAAGAGGGUCUCGUUUCCAGUCUUCAGAGAGUAGCUGGAAGUGGAGAGGCAGAAAAAGCUCCUCCUUUCCUUCCACUCUGCAGUUUUAAUCUGAAAUCUUAGGUGCAGUACUGCGCCCAGAGCUCAGAAACUGCUUGCGCUAAUGAAAUUCCCUGUUGCAAAAUGUGCCUAACAAUGGGAGCUCCAAACACUGAGUGGGAGCAGAGCUCUCUGAUUACCUGCUAUUACCUUUCUGCUCCACCAGAGGAAGCAUGAAGCAACCUGAAGCAGACCCCAAAGCACCUGUGGUCACGUGACACAGGACGUUAGUCAUCCUUCUCUGCAGGGCAAUGUGGAGCUCUUUAAAUAUGGGGUUGCCACCUUUGGUUGGGCAAAAUAAGGGACAGGUUGUGGGAGGGGAGUUGGUGGGCUAAAAAGUACUUCACCUGGUGCAGAAUGAAAUUGUUUCAAAGCAAUCCAUUACAGUGGAUUGUUUCCAGUGCUGGUCAUGCUCAUAGAGUGGACCCAAUGAAAUUUAUGGAUCUAAGUUAGCAAUGCACAUUAAUUUCAAUGAUUCACAUCCUCCCCAACCACUGAAUUUCUGCCUGUCAGAAGAAUGGUAAAUGUGGAAACCCAGCCAAAGAAAGAAAGAAAGAGCUGGAGAUAGCAACAGUUUUGUUUCUCUUCCUAACAGAGCUUUGCCUCCAACGUCCCAUGUGCCAGUUCUCUCUCUCUCUCUCUCUCUCUCUCUCUCUCUCACUCACUCACACACACACACACACAUAUCCUAGUCAGACAAGUUCAUCCUACCACUAGAGGAUUCUUGUCACAUACCUGAAGCAUUUUUAAAAGAAUUCAUAGAGACAUAGAAUUGUAGGGUUGGAAGGGACCCCAAGGGUCAUCUAGUCCAACCCCCUGCAAUGCAGGAAUCUUAACUAAAGCAUCAUUUAAAGCCACUAACAGUUGUGGAGUUCCACAAAGAAUCCUGUUUAAAAAAUCAUUUUAUUUUCCAUUUUCAGCUUUCACAAAUAUGUUAACAAGAAAAACAAAAUCUUUCUUCCCCUUGACUUCCCUCCCCUCCUUUCUGUGGUUCUUUAUUUCAUAUCUUUUUAUUACUGUAUAUCUGAUUCAAAUAUAUUUACAAAUUUUUCCUUAUUUCCCCCUUAAUUGUCUCUUACUGCACGUGCUUAUAUCAGUCCUGCAAAUGUUUUAAUUUGUUUACAAAUACUCAAUAAUAUUUCCCCAGUCUGUUUUAAAAAGUCUCUUGUCUUGAUUUUUUAUGCUUCUGGUGAGUUUCACCAUUUCUGCAUAUUCCAUUAAUUUUAAUUGCCAAUCUUCCCUUGUCAGAACUGUUUCUUCUUUCCGUCCCCCAAAGAAUCCUUGUUUGUUUUGAGACCCCCUAUUGCUCUCCCAGAGAUAUAAUCCCCAGAGUCCUCUGGAAAGAAGGAUUGAUUGCUAGACCACUGUUCUUUUUCAGGUAGCAAAAUGUCUUGGGCCAACCCAUUCCUGCCUAUUUAAACAGACAGGAAUGGCUUCCCUGAGCAGGUCACCAUUUGGAGUUUCAGUGUUUGCCCAGCCCUAGAAGAAAGUCACUAUAAGUUCUACUGAUUUUGCCAGUCCCCCUGCAUUUUUAUAUCAGGAGUAACAAGGUUGGUCUGCAAUGCAGGGAUCUAAGAAGUACUGAAAAAAUGGCUUUUAAAAAACCUGCAACCAGUUCUAAUAAUUGUAGGUGGCAUGUGCCAUCAUUAAAAUAUGCAUUUAGUUCUAUGUGUGAGAAGGGUGCGGGAAGCAUCUUUCAAAAAUAAUUAAUUGGCAGGAUUAAUAGAGGACACCUGAUCAGUGAUCACUCGUAUGCAGAUGCUCCAGAGCUGCUGCUUCUGGGACAGAAUUGUUAUAUUAAAAAGGUAGUGGAUCAAAACAAAGAAAGCCCCCUUCCCCAAAUGCCUGGCCACGUGCUUCAUCUUGCAAGCAAAACUAAACAAAACACUCAGGUUCAGCCAUAGGCUGCCUCCUUGCCUCCGACAUCCACACUCUUUCUCUCCCCUUUGAAAAGGCUGCUGCUCCACUGUUGGCCACCCUGGAGCGCCAAUUAGCUGGUUUUGGAAGGGAGGGAGGGCUCAGUUUCCUGAGCACCUAGCAAUUCUGGUUGCAUGAGACAAGCAAGUUUGGGUGAGCUCACAAAUGCCAAUUUUGUUUUUAUGACUUCAAAAAUGGGACAAAUAGGGUGCCAGACGGGACAGGGGACUCUAUGCCCCCAAAACAAGACAAUCCCAAUUUUUAAGGGAUGGGUGGCAACCCUAUUUAAUAUGACCCGUAUUUUCAGAACUCAUUUGCACAAUUUCUAUCCUGCACAUUCCUGAGAUGGUUAACAAACUAGUGAAAACCAGCAAAAGCUACAUUGGCAGAGGGUGGAGAGAAAUAAAAUAAAGCAUAUAUCCUUACACACCGAACUUAAGCAGUAGCAAUCCACUCAAAUGUACUGUAAAAAAAAUGCCCAAAUUAAAAAAACCCCAGUAAUUCUUAAAAGUCUUAAGAAAACAUGAAUGUUUUUAUCCUCCUGGUGUGAAAUGAUAGUCACAAGGGUUACAAGGCAGGCUACCAUGGGAAAACUGUAUAUAAAGUUUAAGGGAAGAAGUCAAACUUCUUAACAUUUCCCCCAAAUUCAUUCCGUCUCUCUCUCUCUGUCUGUCUGUCUCUCUCUCUCUCUCGUAGCCUUUGCCAACCUAGCACACUCCAGAUAUUUUGCACUGUAGCUCCCAUGGAAUUGGCUGGGGCUCAUGGGAGUUGUAGUCCAAAACAUUUAUCAUGGGUCGUUCCCUCCCUUUCCGGGGCUACCAUCCUUUAUGUUAUUUAAAGGCUGUGAUUUGUUUUAGAGACUGCUUUGUUUAGAGGCCUGUUAGGAAUCGCCACCAAUGGAAGCUGGGUCAGCAUCUUACUGUUUCCUAAGAGUUUGCUGAGUCUUCCUCAGAGUGGAGCCUAUCUUGGUUUGGGAUACACCUGCCCAUUCUGCUUACCCAUCCACAGUUUCCUUGUGAACUACCCUUGUUUGGAUACUUGUCUCCUGGCAGGUGUUGGGCCAUAUGCAUAUGUUGUCUCGGCUCCUUCUUCCUUCCUUCCUUUUUUUUCUCUUUCCAGGUUUGCCAGCAGCCAGAGUGUGGCAAAUGCAAAGCUUGCCAGGAUAUGAUUAAGUUUGGUGGCACUGGGAAGUCAAAACAGGCCUGCAUAAUGAGAAGGUAAUUAUGACCUCCGCCUUGAAGGACUGCAAGCUUGGGCAAGAGAUUCAUCCACCUGUGUCCAUUUUUGCCGACCCAACAGUUGAAAACUUAUACAUGCACUCAGGUUUAUAUAAUGCACAUAAUUGUGUUACUACUCUUAUUGAAAUAAACCACCCACCACACAACUUAUCACAUCUCUGGUCAAGAUAUGUGAGGAACUGUUGAAUCCUGACAUGGCUAUAUGGAUUUAGAAUCAAUGUGAAUUGAACAGUUAUGAGUUGAGGAUUUUUUAAAAUUGCCUUGCUUUCUGUCUCUGAGCAAUUGCAUCGUUAGUCCCAUCUUCAAACUCUUCUCUGCAGCAAUAAGGGCUGGAUUUAAUGCUGCUCAGUGUCAAAGUAUUGUAAAGCACUGUAGAAAUGAGAUGAUUCAGGCAAACUAAAUUAGCCAGGAUUAUGUAAAACAAAACAUGUUUGUACUGUUGGUAUAAUAUCUCAGUUGAGAAAUCUGCUUGCAAAAUGAACACAUUGCCGAAUUGAGGGGUUUGCAGGGAGGGGAGUGUGUGUGCAUGUCCUUGCCAAAUUAGGCCUCCAUUUCUCAGCUGCACAUUGUAUUUUUUUAAAAAUUGGUUUUAGAUGUCCCAAUCUGGCCGUAAAAGAAGCUGAUGAAGAUGAGGAAGUGGAUGAUAACAUCCCUGAGGUGCCCUCACCCAAAAAAAUGCUGCAAGGAAGGAAGAAGAAGCAAAGCAAGAGCCGAAUUUCCUGGGUGGGAGAGCCUGUCAAGGUAUAAUGCCUGCACAGGAAAAGGCAGUUCAAGCAGUUGGAAAAGGGAUUAGCUUGGUGUCGCACAUCCAAGUUUGGGGGGCGGGGAUGCAGAGAUCCCUUGAGUUCAACCUUUGCAUUCUUGUUGUGUAUUGCACUUCACUGUGUCAUUUGGGGAUACCCAGCAGGUUGCACUCCAGAUGUUGCAGGACUAAAUCUUCCAUUAUCCCUGACAAUAAGCCAUGCUAGCUGGGGCUAAAGGGAGAUGGACACCUGCAACAGCUGGAGGGUACCAUGUUGGCUGCUGUUGUCGUUUAGUCAUUUAGUCGUGUCAGACUCUUUGUGACCCUAUGGACCAGAGCACGCCAGGCACUCCCGGAGUUUCGUCAAAUUCAUGUUGCUCGCUUCUAUAACACUGUCCAGCCAUCUCAUCCUCUGUCGUCCCCUUCUCCUUGUGCCCCACAUUGGCUAACCCUGGUGUAAAACAAUGUUGUGGUGCAUUGCUAGAGGCCCAGUCAGUAGGUGUCCACAUUAUGGGCCUGAUAUUCCUGGGUGCCCUAUCAUUUGUGGUUUAGACACAUCUUUUGUCUUUUUAAAAAAAUACUACAUUUUUUUAAUAGAAUCAUAAAAUUAGAGAGUUGGGAGGGAUCCCAGGGAUCAUCUGCUCCAACCCCUGGAUUACAGAUGCCAGUCAACCUCUGCUUAAAAGCCUCCAAGGAAGGAGAGUCCGUUCCACAGUCAAACAGCUCUUACUGUCAGGAUGUUCUUCCUUCCUGAUAUUUAGCCAGAGUUUCUUUCUUGUAAUUUGAAGCCAUUGGUUCAAGUCCUACCUUACAGAGCAGGAGAAAACAAGCCUCCUCCAUCUUCGAUGUGAUGAAUGUCACAUGCUUUAGAUAUCCUUUAAAUAUUGGGAAAUGCCUAGCGUAUCUCAUCACGGUCUCCAACCAACCAACCAACCAACCACCCAACCCAUAACAAUCAUUCUCUAGACAGUUCAGAAACCAAAAACAUUAAAGCACAAACUAAUUAAAGGAAGCUGAAACAAUUUCUUUUUUGCAACCAUGAGAGUUUGAGACAUGCUUAGCAGAAAAUGAAAAGAAAUUAAAUCCAAGCUAUGCAGAGACCUAAAGAAGGCAGCAGUUCUACACACUGCCAGCCAGAUGCUUUGGUUCCUGGUGCAGUUGUGGCCAGGCAACAUCCUCUAAUCCAGUGGUUACCAAUUAGGGGUCCAGGGACCCCUGGGGGUCUGUGGAAUGCACCCAGCAGGUCCGUGGCCCCAUCCCUUGCCUGCCCCCAACUAAUUUUUUGUCAUUUUUGCAUGGUAAUAUCACAAAUUUUAUGUUCAGUUUUAGCGCUGUGCGAUUUUUCAAUAUAUUGGCCAAAAGCAGUUUUGAAAUCACACCGUGAUAAUGAUUUUGACCCAGCAAUACACAGUAAUAUAUUGCUCCUUGUACAAGGGAGAGCAGGGCAGCCAGUUUCAAGGCACCACCAAUUGCACAAUGAUCUCAGCUGAUAACGCUGCUGAUCUGAGCUGCUGUUGCUCAUGCUGAGGGAAAACAGGGCAGCUGAUUGCAGGGUGCUGCCUUCUCUUCACGCUGACGGAGAACAGGGCAGCUGGUCACCCUCACUCCAAGGCACCGUGGCACUACCUUCCCCUGGCACUCAGGCAGAGCAGCUUUUCUCAGCAGGAAAGCAGCAGCAGCCACAGUGGGGUUUGAUCCACCCCCACCCCCUCCCACUCAAACCAUGUGGUGGAGGGGACUCCACUUCCUCUCCUUCCCUCACCCAUCUGAUCCCCACGCCUCAUCUCCAAUUUCAGACAUCUUGAUAUAUCAGAAUAUCAAGAUGUUUAGCUGCUGAUAUAUCAUGUUGUUGAAAGCCAGAUAUUGCUCAGCCCUAGUCUGGUUUUAGUAUACUGAAAAUCCUUUGCUUUUUAGGGAGUACCCCACAUUUUGUUCAAAAAAUUGCUUUGCAGAGUUAAUUUCCAUAGAGUUAUCAAAAUAUUCAGAAGUAGGGGGUCCAUGGCUUGAAAAAUAGGGGGUCCUCAGUAAUUAGCUGAUUGGGAACCACUGCUCUAAUCCCUUCUGCCAAGGCAGAGGGAGCUCUGAGAUGUGAUGACAGCAAGCAAGGUGGGUGUCAGUGUGCUUAUGUAGUCUUCAAGACCCCAGCACUGGUGCUUUUCUCGUCUUGCCGUCUCAUUGACACCACCCUCUUUCUAUCUGCAGAUUGACGGCAAAAAGGAUUUCUACCAGAAGGUGUGCAUUGAUUCAGAGGCCCUGCAAAUUGGUGACUGUGUCUCUGUCAGCCCGGAUGACCCCACAAAACCUCUUUACUUGGCAAGGUGUGCUGUCAUGUUGGUGGUGUAGGGGCUGGGCUUGGACUCAACCUUCCGUCCUGUCGUGUAACUUGGACAAAGGCUACCCAGAAACUGUAUUUAGGGAUAGUGGCAAGUUGCUUAUUAGGCUGUAUACAAUAUGUAUGUAUUUUAUUACCAAGCAUGUUAGAAAGAGAGAAGCCAUGGAAGGGGGAUUGCAUUUACUGGUAUGAAUUAUUCUGAGCCCACUGCUGCUUCCUAGAAGGUGGUCUCCCCUGUUCAGUAUAGGCUUCUUUUGUAAGCUGUUGCAAUGUCCUGGUUAGGGGGCUGAGCUGUGAGCUAGGAAGCCCUAGGUUGAAAGACGGCCUCAGCUGUAAACUUUUCAAGUGGCCCUAUGCAGUCUGCUCUCUCCCAGCCUUAGUUCUCCCCCCACCCCCAGUCUUCAGUAUAAAGGGGUCUACUGGCCUACUUACAGAGUUCAUAAGGAUUGCUGAUUUUCUUUGGAGCCUUUCUAACCCUUUGACUUGCACAGAGCUAUAGGUAAAGUCCUCUUGCCUGCCCCACAUGUUUUUUGAUGCAUUCUCAGCUAGGCCACCUUUUCUGGGAGCGCUUCAGACAAAACGUCUUUUUCCGAGGGGGGGUGAUGUCUUUGCCUUGGUUUCCAGUUUGAAGCUCAUCUUUGUUCCUUCUCCCAGAGUCACUGCCAUGUGGGAAGACGCCAGCACUGGGCCGAUGUUCCAUGCCCACUGGUUUUGCCGUGGCACUGACACCGUUCUGGGAGCAACCUCUGAUCCGCUGGAACUUUUCUUGGUGGACGAGUGCGAAGACAUGCAGCUGACUUACAUUCACGGCAAAGUCAAUGUCCUUUACAAGGCUCCCUCAGAGAACUGGUCCCUAGAGGUAUGUUGAGGAAUUCCACUGCUCUGGCAGCUUAGAUGGAAGGGUGGCACCACUGUCUCCCUCUGGAGCUAAUAUGCUCACAGUUCUCCACUAUGUCUUGUUCUUAUCUUAUGCCUGGCUCCAGCAUUUGGGAGGCAGCACUGCAGCGGCCCAUGGCAGCUACUUAGGUUGGUCACAGCACCAUGCCAGAGCUGCCUUUGCCUGCUCAUGAAGAGUAACAUAGGAAGAAGUUAGGUAACUGUAAGGGGUGGGGGGUGUAUGUGUAUACACACACACACACACACACACACACUUUAUAUUUAGUGGAAUUGGUAUAAUUCUUAAUUCUAAAAAGUCCCUAAGCAGUGUAUAUAAAAUAAAACAUACAUUCAAAUUACAGUGGUAUGUACCUAAGGUUACAUACGCUUCAGGUUAUAUACGCUUCUGGUUACAGACUACGCUAACCCAGAAAUAUUACCUCAGGUUAAGAACUUUCCUUCCGGAUGAGAACGGAAAUCGUGCUCGGGCGGCGCGGCAGCAGCAGGAGGCCGCAUUAGCUAAAGUGGUCUUCAGGUUAAGAAUAGUUUCAGGUUAAGAAUGGACCUCCGGAACGAAUUAAGUACUUAACCUGAGGUACCACUAUAUCAGUAAGAAUCAGACUUAAAUACAAACUAGCCAAAAGAAAAUUACAAGAUAUAAGUAAUAUCAGCAAGUACAAAAUAAGCAUUUUAAAAGAAAACCACAUGCUAAAAUGUCACAUUUGCAUAUCUUCACAGGCUUGUCUAACUAAACACAAAAGGCUUUAGCCGGUGCCAAAAAGAAUGCAGCCCAAGUGGCUGCCUAAUGUCAAAGGGCAGGGAGUUCAAGGGCAUAGAUUCUUCCCUGCGGAAACAUCAGUUUCCUGCAAGUGCCAAAUGAACAUCCUGUGGCAUUUGUAAAAGUGCCAGUUCUGCAGAUAAAGCAGUAGCGUGGGCAUAUAUAGGGUAAGGUUGUAAAGAGGUUCCCACCCUAGUCAGAUUAGGCUGCUGGCUGCAGGAGGGCUCCCUGGGGGCCCCAUGUCAGGGGUCUGGGCCAGGCAAAGCACCAGCUUUUUUUAAGACACUGGAAGGAUCAAGUCACCUGAUAAUUCCAGUAGGAGCUGUGACUUUAUGUGCAGUCUCCUUGCAAGGUGGUCUUGAAGCAUAGGUUGUCCCACCCCCAAACAUUUUUCUUUCCGCUUCUGCCAGCAUCUGUUGUGGCAUUUCUUAUUUUAUUUUUACUUCCAGCUUCAUAGGGACACCUUGGGCAUGACUCUCAUCUCUCCCCCACCAUAACUAUUGCAGCACAUUUUCUUUUUGUAUCCGGUCCAUGUGUUGCCAUUCAGAACAUCCUGCAGCCAGGAAUUCCUCAGACAAACUGAACUUGGGCUUUUGUGGCUUCUGCGUGUGUUUGGGUGCAUGUGCACAUGCUGAAAUCAUAGUGGCCAUUCUUGUUCUGCUUAGAUAAUCUGCUUGCUUUCAUCUCUCUCCUCCCCACCCCUCAACUUCCAAAAUCUUCUUCCCAUAGGGAGGGCUUGAUACAGAGAUCAAAAUGGUGGAAGAUGAUGGCAGAACGUAUUUCUACCAAAUGUGGUAUGAUCAAGAGUAUGCCAGGUUUGAGACUCCGCCAAAGACUCUGCCUCCUGAAGACAACAAAUACAAGUUAGUGCACCAGACUAGAAGGCUUUGGCAGGGGAGGUGUAGCUGGAAAAUAUUGAAAGUGGGGUAGAAGGCAUGGGGUAGAAGGCCUUAGGUGCGAUAGAACUUUAUGGCAUUGGUUUGGAUGCUCCAAACUGUUUCCGUUGUCCCAUUAAUCUAGCGCUAGAAGGUGAGGGUUUGUUGGUGUCUACCCCACGCCACUCAAUCUAAUCCAAGUAUCCAUCUGCUUUCCUCCCAGGUUCUGCAUGAGCUGCGCAAGUUUGGACGAGGUGAGGCAGAAGGAAAUCCCCAAAGUCUUGGAGCCCCAGGAGGAGUUGGAAGGGAAGAUGUUCUACAGCAUGGCAGUGAAAAAUGGAGUGCAGUAUCGGGUGGGAGAUGGAGUCUUCCUCCUUCCAGAUGCCUUCCUGUUCAGGUUGGUCUUUGAACAGGCUUCUGGGUGGAGCAAGAGAAGGGAUUGCUUAGUAUAGGGCUGGCUCCUUUGUUGAUAAUGCAGGAAUCAAAAAUCCAAAUUGAUUCAUACCAGCUCAACGCAUUUAAAAAUGUUUAUUUUUCAGAAUAUCACAUCUUAAAACGUCAUUUAAACAUCAACAGUAGAAGAAAAGGGUCACUAAAAGGGAAGGAAACUCGUUGGAUACAGUUGUGGGAGUUAAAGAAUUAAGAAAGAAAUGCAAUUACAUUGCAGAUCUUCAGGGCAGCCUUCUAAAUAUUAUUGAUCAGUCAAGAGUCCUCAGCACAGCCUUGCAAACCAAUCAACGAUAAUUAUUGUGCAGGCCACAAAAUUUUGUGCCCAUUUGUCUGCUCACGCUUAUACCAGUUUGAAGUCACUCUCCUCCUAUUUGCAGAAACUUUGACUUUGUGUCGCUCAUUGAUUGCCCUGGUUUUUAUUUCAUUCCCAUUUUCUCCCCUCUCCCCAGCCUGAGGCUUGCCAGCCCUAUCAAGCGGCAGAAAAAGGAGGCAGUAGACGAGGAACUGCAUCCUGAGCAUUACCGCAAGUAUUCUGAAUACAUCAAAGGCAGCAACCAGGAUGCACCUGAGCCGUAUCGCAUCGGCCGAAUCAAGGCAAUCUACUGCAAUAUUCGCAGCAACGGCAGGCCCAACGAAGCAGAAAUCAAGCUGCGUGUAUACAAACUUUACAGGUAAACAGCAAGCAGGAUGGCUUUACCAGCAAGAUGGAAAAAUAAACUUCGUUUUUGAAUUGGGGAUACAGAAGGCAUCUUCCAUAUGCAUAUCCCUAAAUGGGAAACUUUGUGUCUUCCUGGGCGCAAAGACCUUGCAUUCAGGAUUGCCCAUGAGGUAACCUUUCCCCCCGCAAAGCAAAACAAAGAUAUAUGAUCCUGGUAACUUGCUGUUCAGGAGAAGGAGCAAUGUUUGGAUUCAGGAUCAAAUGGCCACAACCAAAUGCAUCUUUGUAUUUUAACGUGUUAUUUUUAAAAAUGCUAAGAUCAGUUGCUGAAUGAGGAUUGCAGCAGGCAGGGAGGAGCAGCUUAGCUCUUUCCCCCUUAUUGUGGUCUUGAUGAAAAUUCCUGCUCAUUGAAGCUGCUGUUAGCGGGGGGGGGGGGGAAUCCUCUGUUCGCGUCAAUAACGUGGACACACUUUGUGUCUCUUCUACUUAGGCUCCCUCCUCCUCCUCCACUGUAUAGCAGGUCAGUGGGGUUAGGAUGUAUGUGCCCUACAUAGUGGAGUGUAGAGUGGUCUUUAUUGAGGACUAGCAAACAGUGGGCAGCUUACAGUUAUAAAGAGGGGUCCUUCCCUCCUUCCUUCCUUCCUUCCUUCCUUCCUUCCUUCCUUCCUUCCUCCUACAGCCCACCCUUCCUCCAAGGAGCUCAAGGUGGCAUACAUGGUUAUCGUCCCACUUUUAUCGUCACAAAACCCUGAGAGUGAGUGACUGACCCAAGGUCACCCAGUGAGCUUCAUGGUAGAGUGAAGAUUUGAACCCAGGUCUUCUAACACACUAACCCCUUUGGACAUGAGACGUGGGGAGCAGACCUCAUAAAGGAAGUUUUGAGAGAACAAAUGGUUGGAAGAAGGCUUGAGGAUUUUUUACAUGGCGAUUGGUUAUGGUGAUGGUGUUGAUAGAUGUCAGGAGGCAGGUGUCCUGUGGGAAGUCCCUGCAUCCUGGUAACAAAAUGGUGACCAAGGAAGAUGUACACGGGCAGCAUGGGUCUGAGGGAGAAAUCCUCGACUGGCUGGCAUACCAGAGAAGAAAACGCCGAAAUGUAUUUCUGCAAAGUGUUUGAACUGAAGGUGGAAGGGUGGAAGAGACAAGUGUUAGCCAAUUUAAGUAAAACCUUUAUUUUUGAACUCUUAAGUGCAGCUGUUUUGUAGUUCAUGAAAAUCUUUAAUAAAAAUUAUUUUUUUAAAAACAGCAGUAGCAAGUAAAAUACAUAGUUCUAAAGUGCCUUCUAAGAUAAAGUAGCUGAACCAACAUUGAGAAACAUCUGAAAUGGCAAAAGUUAGGCCUACACUAGGCUACGAUGUGAACAGGUACAUUUUGUUCAUGUAAAAAGCAGCAUGUGGGUGGAGUGUCUGCUACCCCAUUCUCAAAAGUAAAUAUCUCAUAUGGCCGCUUAUAGAUAUUACUAUAAAGUCAAUACAGUAAAAUCCGAUACUGCCUAAGAUCAAAUCUGCAUAUGCAAAAAUGAGUCAUUGCAGGCCUUCCAGAAUAAACAUGUUUUCGGACUUCCGGGUUGGCACCUCUGGCAAUGGCAGAUUUCCUCUGAUCGGGAGGAAUCCGUUCCGUGGAAAACAGGGUCUGAACCGCCACGGCGAGGCGGAGACCCAUUAAAAACCACAGGCGGGAGAAGCCUGUGGACGUGGGAUUCGGCCGGCACCUUUGCGCAUCCCCUACUCGCGGGGAAACCCUGUUUUGGGGAUCCGGAGCGACGUGGGGUGAGUGGCGCGGUGCUUUGAAUCGACUGCUUCUUUCAUGGAGUGAAGCCGCAUUGCUGUUGCCGGAGAGCGCUGACUUUUUCCUGUGGACAAUUGGACUUUAAACAUUUACUCGUGAGUAAAACGGAAAAUUGGAUUCUUAAAUACUUUAAUUCGGCACUGAAACGGGAAGGUUAUAAACAGGAAGUCCGCCUCCUGUUUUUGUAAAUAGAUUGAAGCAAAGACGUUACAAGUUAAAGCCUUUGAAAGCUUUUGGCAAAGGAUCCAAUUUCCACCGGUUUAAAAUACAACCCCCCCCCCCUUGGAAGCAGGAGAAGAGGGGGAAAUUUUGGAUCUAGUGAGCCUGCAGGAGAGAGUGAAAAAAUCAAAUUACCACUGCUCUGAACCUGGGAACGGGCUGCCAGAUGACAUUUGGAGAGAGUGCUUUCGACAGAACGGAUUUGACAGCUAGCUAAAUAGGAGUAAGAUACUGUUUCCAUUGUCCUUUUCUGCGUUCAAAAAAGAGGAAAAGUAACUGAAAAUUUAUCUUUAAUGCUUGAGUUGCGCUUGAAAGAACUGAUACAAGUGGAGACUGUUUCCCUCUAGAGGGAGCUUUUGAAACUGUUACAGGAGUGUAAUUGGGGGAUUUCCAGUUGCAGAUAAGGAUUCUGAGAACCAGAGAGCGACCUUGGACUAUUUAAAAAUGUUGACAGGAGAGGCCAUUGUGACUGUUUUAUGCAAGAUAAGCUGUUCGCUGGGACAGCUUCACAAGAAGAUGGAUGACAUGACUUUCAAAGUUGAUAAUUUGGAACAGAAAGUGACCAACUUGAGUCAAAAAGCGAACACCAACACAGAAAUAAUUCAGGACUCGGUACAGGAACCCAUUUUGGCAGGACAAAUGGUGGAGGAGAAGGAGGAGGAGGAGAAUGCUACUGUUGUUGAACACAAAAUAAUACAAGUGAGAUCUGUGGUUUUACAGAAGCAAAUUGAGGACUAUAAGUUGAGGCCUUCUAUGAUUGAAUCUAGGAAAAGUUGGACUCCGAGGAAUGGAUCCCCGCUUGGAUUAAAGAAGGAAAGUUGGAAAGAGCCCUCUAUGCAGGGAUUAACUGACUUUUGGGACGUGGACUCGGGCCUGGAGGAGAUUGAAGUUUUGGGGGCCUUUGGAAUUGGAGGAAUUUUGAAAUAUACCCAGAAAUACUUUAUGGACUGUAGCUUUAACUAUGGAAAUUUAGCUGAUCUGUUCAGAAGGAAGAAAAGGAUUGACAGGCUGGAGUUUCCCUGAGAUUUGCUCUUUAGCAUUAAAGAAAAUGAAGAAGACCUGCAGAAGGGACUUGGAAAAGAGUUAAGAGCCUCGGACAUAAGAUCACCAGGUUGAUGGACUUUAUGGAAUUGACGGAAAGGACUGGGGGAGGAGAUGGUGGAAGAAGAUUGGAAAAUUUAAAGUUUAUAUAUAGACUUAUGGUAAAAUUAAUGAGUGAUGGAAAAAUGGUGGAAUGAUUUUUUUUUUGUUUUUUGUUUUAUAUGGGCUUAACAGAAAUGUUAUAAGGAGUUAAGCACAUAUAAGUAUUUUAGUUUUAAUAGAAAAUAAGGUUAAAAAAUACGUUAUUUACAUUAUGUCAGAAAAUGGAGAAAGAUGGAAAGGAUUUGCUGAAACAAUUAAUAGAAGUGGAACAGAAAAAGGGAGGUGUGAGGAGGUCGAGGAAAUAAGGGAAUGAAAGAUAGAGUAUGGAAAAGAGACAAUGUAUGUUUUUAAAUUGUUUUUGUUUUGUUUUAUUCAGGGUUAAGGUCAGGGAGUGGGGUUUGUUUAGUUUAGUUUAAUGUGUUUAGUUUUGAGUUUAGGUUGUGUUUUGUAUUGUUUAUAUACUGCAUUGUAUUGUUUUUUCUUUUUGUUUUUCUCCUUUGUUUUUCCCCCUGUUUUUUUCCCUUUUUGCUUUCUUCUCUCUUUUUGUAAUCUAUAAAAGUAAUAAAUAUUAUUUUAAAAAAACAACAACAGAAUAAACAUGUUUUCAAAGCACAAUUAGAAGUGCAACAACCUUUCUCUCAGCCUGACUCAUUCCUAGUAUUGGAGCUGGGCUUGUGGGCCUGUUUAGCUGCUUGAAGCCAUUGAUCAAGAAAAAUCCUCCUCUGCCUCCCCUGCUUUAUUUAUGCAGAAGACAGAGACACGAUUGGUCAGAUGUGGCUGCUCCAUCAUUUCUAGCUUGGCUCCUUACUGAGUACAUCAAAAUGAAAAACACCAAUAUUCAAUAUUUGAGAGCUUGGUCAUCAAACAGAAUUUAAUAGUACAAGUGUUUGUAGCCCAAUAUCCGGUGUGUUCCAUGUUUCUAUUUUAUGGGGCGGACAACAAAUAAUGGAAGAAAAAGCAGUGCAGGGAAUGCCCAACUCCCUUCAGUCUCAGCCCCAUCGGCAUGGCCAGUGGCCAGGUAGGAUUAUGGAAGUUGUAGUCAUAAGAGCAUCUGAAGGGCCACGGGCUCCAUGCACUUGGGACAGAGGAGUGAAGUGACCAAAUCAACACCCAGACAAAAUGUGGAUGGCAGAACUGAAGGCAGGUAAGACUGCCUUCAAAUACCAGGGCAAUGGGAAAAAAACCUCUGAAAGCGACAUGGCUGAGGAAGCAUCAUUUAUUUCAUGUUGCAUGUUUUGUUGUUUGGGCCUGCUCUCUUCCCAGAAGAAAAUACUUCUCUGUGCUGCUGUUUUUCCAGGCCAGAGAACACCCAUAAGUCCGUGAAAGCCAGUUACCAUGCAGACAUCAAUUUACUAUACUGGAGCGAUGAAGAGGCCACCGUUGAGUUCAAAGAUGUGCAGGGCCGCUGCACGGUGGUGUAUGGGGAAGAUUUGACAGAAAACAUCCAGGACUAUUCUGCCAGUGGCUCUGAUCGCUUCUACUUCCUAGAGGUGACCUUUCCCAUGGCACAGUUUGACUUGUGCAGGCAUUGAUGCAUUCUCUACAUGCCAGCUGGUAGCCAAAGGCUGCUAAAGCCCUUAGUGGCUCACGGCAUUUUGGGGUCAGAGAUGCAAAAUCCAUCCCCACCCCAAACAUGCACGAAUGAACAUGAAGACCAAUUCACUGGCACGUUUCCCCCGUGUAAGCCCCAUUUAUGAUAAGGAGGGACCUGGGCAGGAGAAGCACUUAGUAGGAUGCGCCCCUUGGGUCAGGCGGGGCUGCUGCCUGGCAUCCAGAAUCCACUACCUGAGGCAGCUGUUUUAUGGUGGGCUGGAGCCUUUGGUCUAAAGUAUUAAUUUUCCACUCUGUCCAUGUGUCCCAGCUAUGUACUUGGGAGCCCAAGGAACUUUCAGAAAGGUUUUGUGCUUGGUCUGGGCUAGCUUGAAGGCCAAAAUGUUUAGUGUUAAGUUUAUUUUUAUUUAUGUUUUUGUUUUCUAGGCAUAUAAUGCAAAAAUGAAAAGCUUUGAAGACCCACCAUAUCAUGCCCGUAGCUCUGGAAAUAAAGGGAAAGGGAAAGGGAAAGGGAAAGGUGGGUGCUUAAUCAGUACAUAACUGCCUCCGUCAGACUGGUGUUUGAGCCCAGCCCACUCUUAGGGCGGGAUUCGACUAAUUAGUCCUGCCAGUGGCAGGCUGUGCAAAGACUUCCCCCUUCCCCUCGUGGGGGGUCAGGAUAACCUCAAAAACAGCAUGCAGGGGAGGAGAGCAGGGGAUUGUUCCACGUGGAAGGCUGAAGAGUGCUGAGUUCUUCCCUCAGACCUUUGGAAGUAGAAAGGAAGGCUGUGUAAACACUGCCCUGCAGGGAGGCAGGCUGGGGGUAAGGGGAGAGAAUCAAAAUUCCCAAUUAAUCCAGUAGUUCUGCAGACAGAAAAAUGAUUUUAGCAACUCAUAUCAGACACUACAACGUUGGGUGGAGUUCGACCAAGUCCUACUCUGAGUAGACUCAUUUAAAUUAAUGAACCUAACUUAGUUAUGUUUGUUAAUUUUGUUAUGUGUACUUGGAGUAGGACUAGCAUUGAAUUUCACCCAUUUCUCAUAACUGAUGGCUUGCAUGAUUGUGCUAAUCCAUGUGGAGGCACAAAGAGCUUUGCAGGGCAUGGAACCAACCCCCCCCCCUUGACUUCUGAGGGGAGCUGCUCUGUCCUCAAGCAUCUGGGACGACUCUAGCGCUAUAUAUUUCAGUCCCCGUUUUGCAGACACCAGGGUUAGAUCCAGUGGUAGUAACUCUGGAGAGUUAUUUCCAGUCCCAGUGGCUGAAGGCAGUUUCCUGUGUUCUUUUAAUGUAUUGUUAAAUGAACCCACAGGACACCCCGUUCCUUACUCUCAUUUUGCAUAACUGCACGAAAGCCUAAUCUAUAGCGGGGUUUUCUGAAGGGUGGGGCAGCCACUCACAGUAGGCUCCCGCUCUCCCUCCCACCAGUUGCCAAAUAUUCCAGCAGCUUGUCUAAGAAAUAGCACUACUGUCUCCGAGGGAUAAUAACACCCUAAAAGGGAAAUGUAGUUGGGGGCCCAUAUCUGAUCAUGUGGGAAAGCCCCAAGUCCACCCAGCGAAUGGGCAAUAGAGGCUUUCAUUGUGGGCUACCCAGAGGCAUCUGGUUGGCCACUGAGAAGAGGAUGCUGAACUAGAUGGGCUGCUCAAAUGUGUGUAAGUUAUCCAGGGAAGCUGGAUACGCAUGCAAAUGUAAUGAGGGGAGGAAUGAGGAGGCAGAGUUUCUGGGUUGUAGAAUGGGCUGUUGCACUUCAGAAUGCAGGGAGGGAUCUUCUUUUUGAUGCUCCCCUGCAUGAAAAGCUUCCUGCAAGUAGCAAAUUAAUAGAUCAGAGAGUGGGCUUGAACCUUUCUUCGCUGCAGCAUUCACUGCAGCAGGGGUCAUUUUUAAAAGAUAGCAUCCCUCCCCUGGUAGCUUAAAGUAGGGCGCCCAUUCCCUUUUGUUCUGCUGCCCAAACUCUGCCUCUUCAUUCCUCCUCUCAGUGCAUUUGCAUGCAUGAAUAAAAUAAAGGAAAACCACGAGAGGCUCCCCCCCCCGCCUUUUGCAUGGUGGGGAGGGAGGUGAAGGUACAGUGUCCUAGCUCCCUAUGGAAAGCCAGCAGCUGGCCUGCAAAAGCCUCUUCUUGAAAAUCUCCCUUGCAUUGCAGUGUAUCGCUUUCUGAAACUGCUCUUAAGGGGGCCUUAAAAGUCCAAGUCCUGUCCUGCACCCUGUGGGAUCAGAGUGCCAGCUGUGUAGCUGUCUUGCUAUGACCCAAUUUUGAACACCCUCUCACCCCAGUUUUGUUCUGUUUUUGACACAGGUAAAAGCAAAGGGAAAUCUUCAGGAGCAACGGAGCAGAGUGAAAUUGAAACUGCUGAGAUUAAGCCAUCAAAGUUGCGCAGCCUGGAUGUGUUCUCUGGCUGUGGAGGCUUGUCGGAAGGGUUCCACCAAGCAGGCAAGGCCAUUUAAAAAAGCCAUUGGAAGGCUAGGAAGUGCAGGAUUAGCAGCCAAGAUGAUGGAGCCAGUGGUAGAUUCAGUUUUGUUUGCCGGGAGGGGGGGGAUUUUGUACCCUGCCACCCGGCUUUGGAAGUGAGGCGUGCAGUGUAAAGCUCUUUUUCCUCUUUUGGUUUCUUUUCCUAAUGGCAGAAGUCUCAGAGACUCUGUGGGCCAUCGAGAUGUGGGAACCAGCAGCACAGGCCUUCCGCCUGAACAAUCCUGGCACCACAGUGUUCACGGAGGACUGCAAUGUCCUGCUCAAGCUGGUCAUGUCUGGGGAGAAGACCAACUCCUUGGGUCAGAAGCUGCCACAAAAGGGAGACGUGGAGAUGCUGUGCGGUGGACCACCUUGCCAAGGCUUCAGUGGGAUGAACCGCUUCAAUUCGCGCACCUAUUCAAAGUUCAAGAACUCUCUGGUGGUCUCCUUCCUCAGGUUGACAGUGGCUUAAUCAGCAAUAUAAGUUCUAGGGGAAAACCAUUACUCAGCAGUAGAUCACAUGCUUCAAAUGCAGAAGAUUGUAGGUUCAGUCCCCAAUGCCUCCAGGUAGACUGGGAAUGUCCCCCCACCCAAUCUGAAACCCUAGGGAGCCAUUGCCAGUCAGGGUAAAGGUAAAGGGACCCCUGACCAUUAGGUCCAGUCGUGGCCGACUCUGGGGUUGCGGCGCUCAUCUUGCUUUAUUAGCCAAGGGAGCCAGCGUACAGCUUCUGGGUCAUGUGGCCAGCAUGACUAAGCCGCUUCUGGCGAACCAGAGCAGCACAUGGAAACACCAUUUACCUUCCUGCCGGAGUGGUACCUAUUUAUCUACUUGCACUUUGAUGUGCUUUCGAACUGCUACGUUGGCAGUAGCAGGGACUGAACAACGGGAGCUCACCCUGUCACGGGGAUUCGAACUGCCGACCUUCUGAUCGGCAAGUCCUAGGCUCUGUGGUUUAACCCACAGUGCCACCCGCAUCCCGCCAGCUAAAAAGCUGAAUCAGGGUUGUGUAUGUGUUGUAGUUCCACAGGAGGAUAGAACAUGGACCGUGACAGUGACUACAGAGUUCAGCUUUCCUGGAAAAUCUCUGUGUAUUCUUUUUUUUAAAGCUGGAGGUGAAGGUGAGGCACAUUUCUAGGCCUUGCAAGUGUAAAUGAAACCAAAGCAGGUAGUGUGGGUGGAGACCCUGUGCCCCCCCCCCCCAUGGUGUUGGACUCCCACUCCCAACAACCCCAGUCAGCAUGGCCUGUGAUCAGGGAUGAUGGGAGGUGUAGUCCAGCAACACCUGGAGGGGAGGGCCACAGGUUCCUUGCUCCUGUUACCAGCAUUUCCAGUGACUGGAUGGCUUCAGUGCCCUACAUAUCUCCUUCCCCCUUCACAUAACUAGAAAACCCUGAAUUAUUGUUUCCAUUAAAAUGAAGAGAAAUUAUGCAGUUUGUUCAAAUUUGCACAAUUACAGCCUGAACUUUGAAAUGCACCCACUGUACACCUUGUGUAAGGGGAAGCUUUCCUCAAGAACAAAUGAAAGGUGGCUUGGGAAUUUGAGAUCACAGGUAGAUUUGUGGGAGGCCGAGAGAAGCUGCGCAAUAAUUUCAUUUUAGGAUCCCUCAUCUGUGCUCUGAUCAAGGGAGAAGCAGAGUACACACCCGUUAAGCCAAUGUGACAUAGUGGUGAGACUCUGCUUUGAACUGGGAAGGUCCCAGUUUGAAUUUCAUUUCUGCUAUGGAUUUGCUAAGGCAAGCCACUCUCUCAUCCAAUGGCCCUCCAAUACAGGAAUCUUAUCAAACCGCCUUAGGUAAGGUAUGUGUGUAAGGUAUGCUUGAAGCGCUUUGAAUGCCCCAGAGCACCAUAAAAUGCUUUUAUUGUUACUCCUUACUGCAGUGUGUUCACUUUAUGAAUAAGUAUGCAUGGAAUGGGUGAAUGUUCUGUCCCUCAGUGACCGGAACCCUUGUGAGACCUGAGGCUGUACUGGGAGAGUGGGUGAGGUGGUCGGGCUGGGACUUGCCCCCAUAUCCUAGUGUUGCUGAGGAAACCUGUCUGCUGUUGGAGAGGGGAAAAGAGCCCACAACUGAACCCCUAUGACCCUUCUUGUUCUCCAGCUACUGUGACUACUACAGGCCGAGGUUCUUCCUGCUUGAGAAUGUGAGGAACUUUGUCUCCUUCAAGCGCUCAAUGGUGUUAAAGCUCACCCUGCGCUGCCUUGUCCGGAUGGGAUACCAGUGCACUUUUGGGGUUCUGCAGGUAUGUUAGUUGGGCAGCCUCUCUGUCAGAGCAGGGGACGUGUCACAGUGAGUGUGUCCUCUGCAGGUUCUCAGAAGGAGAAAGAUUCCUCUUAGAUCUGGAGUCGAACCAGAAUGCCAUGAAAAGUGAGAGCUGUUAGGUGGUUUUGCUGAGCUCCCUCCCUCCCUCCCCCCAACCCCCAGUAUGCCAAUUCUUGGGUUGCCUCAAUAGUUUUGAAGAGAGUUUAGAGCACAGGUGGGAAACCUGUGUGGCCCUCUAGAAUCUGGAGGGUUACCACCAGAUACGGAACUCCAAGCUAGGGUAGAUGCUUUUUUAGAUUGGAAUUGUUUUCAGGUGGUGAACUGGUGCUAGCUGUAGAUUGUGGCAAACUUGAUUGAAUAAUGCAAGGCAAGGCAAUAAAUUCAAAACGACAAGUUUGUAGGCAAGUUUGCAGCUUUUGUUCUUCCUCAGCAUUAACGUGUGUGUUUUAAUCUUCCUCCCUUCCAGGCUGGUCAGUAUGGUGUGGCCCAAACACGCAGGAGAGCGAUUGUGCUGGCUGCAGCCCCAGGAGAGAAGCUUCCCAUGUUCCCUGAACCUCUGCAUGUCUUUGCUCCCCGAGCCUGCCAGCUCAGUGUGGUGGUGGACGAUAAGAAGUUUGUUAGCAAUAUCACAAGGUAACGGCUGUCUUUCAAACUUAACUGUUGGCAGUUUCAUGGUGUGUGCAUGUAUGUUUGGGGUGCCUUUAAAGACAAAAAACAGAACCCGGCUAGAGUUCAGCUUUCAAGGAUCCCCUGACAAAGGCUCUUCUCUGCCAUCCAUUGUUGGACUUAAGGCUAUGCUCCUAAACUUUCUUCAGCAUCAGCAUGUCUAGAAUCACACUGAACACUGAUCAUUUUUAGUACCUUAUCCAAACUGCACAGUUUCAUUGCAAGAUCACCACUGUUUGCAGAUAAGCCUCUUUUUUUACAUAUGUCAGGUUUCUCAUUCACAUUUUGGAUGCAUGUUUGAGCUGAUUCUCACAUGACAAGGGACAGAUUUAUCUGAGCCCCCUCCACUUGUGCUUUGAGCCCUGUUCACUGAGUGCAGAAUGCCUUCCACCAGGGUCCAACAUACGUAAAGAGGGCAGGAAAAGCUCCCAAGAGCCCUGCAGCAAAAAGUUUUCGCCCCCUUCCCUUAUUCUGGCCAGCAGCCAUAAUCUUGAAGCUGUUUUCUGAAACUUAUUUUUUAACGUUGGGAAUAACUACUCUUCUCAAGUAAGGCUUUUUAUUUGUCAGUGGAAGCAAGUUGUAGCCAAAGCCUGCUAAUGAACCAUGCUUCCUGGUAUGAGUGGAGCCAUGCCCCCCCCCCCGAGUAGGGGAAGGCCCAGGCAGGAGUUGAUCUGUAAAGCACCUUCUUCUGCUGUUCUCUAGGACCUAUUCAGGCCCAUUCCGAACCAUCACAGUCCGGGACACCAUGUCUGACCUUCCUGAAAUCAGGAAUGGGGCAUCAGCACUUGAAAUCUCCUACAAUGGGGAGCCACAAUCUUGGUUCCAGAGGCAAAUUCGAGGCUCUCAGUAUCAGCCCAUCCUCAGGGAUCAUAUAUGCAAGGUGAAGCACUUUUUCUUACUAUGGUUAUCUGGUGAUGGGGUGGAAUGCACUGUAUUGAGGUCCAGAGCUUCCUAGGCUCUCUUGAUAGCUGCAUUCUGAUUUCUGAAGCAAAGUCCUUAGGCUUCCACACAAUUUGAACAUGGGAAACUGCCUCAUGCAGAGUUGGACCUUUGAUCCAUCUAGCAUUGUUUCCACCGAUUGGCAGCCUUCUCUUCCAGCGCUGCCUGGAGAUGCCAUUGGGGAUUGGACCUGGGACCUUCUGCAUGCAAAGCAGACCCUCUGCCACUGAGCUGCAGCCCUUCCCCUUGUGCUGCUGGAGAAAAGGACCCAAGCAGCUGUGCUGUGCGGCCCCCUCCUCACCAUUGUGCCCUUUGUGCCACUGAGGAGUCUCCUCCCAGGGAAAGAGUAGUCCCUUUUAUACGGAGGGGUAAGCGGUGGCCCUAAUGGAUUCUGACUGGGAAGCUGAUGCUGCUGAAGCGCAGGGGAUGAACUCUUGACUUUGUCUCCCUAGGAUAUGAGUGCACUGGUGGCUGCUCGGAUGAGACACAUUCCUCUGGCCCCAGGCUCAGACUGGCGUGAUCUGCCCAACAUUGAAGUGCGUCUCUCCGAUGGCACCACCACCCGCAGGCUGCGCUACACACACCAUGAGAAGAAAAAUGGGCGCAGCAGCACAGGAGCCCUCCGGGGGGUCUGCUCUUGCGCUGAAGGUACGGGAUGCCAAAGGUCACCGGAGGAUGGUUCUUUCAGUCUUCAGUCCUUUAGAUGCUCUUCUCAUCCCUAAUGGAUUCAGUGCUUCAGGGUCUUUGUUGGGUCUGUCACCUGAAAUGUUAAUAACCAGGGCUGAGAACUAAUUGAAAAUGGUUAACCUAUAAAUGAUUAAAACCUUAGAAUAGCUGCAUAGUACAAUUGCAUCUUACGCACAAUUUGGUUGAAAGCCAGCCAACUGAAAUUGCACAAGGCAGAGAGCUUCAAAGCUCUUUAUGUACUGGCUUUUCCUGAUGGAGAAAGAGCUUUGAAGCUCUCCGCCUUGCUUAUCAGGCAAGUCCCGCUUAGCACAUGGGCUCUAGGAUUCUCUACUGGGAACUCAGACGGCCCCGCAAGUUCUUGUAAGACCAUGCCAGAAUGUGUGCUGAGCUUCAAAGCUCUCCACCUUGCUUGCGUGGUAAGGAACGUGGUCAACGAACAGGCUCUGAAAGGUAAGGGUACUUGUGUGGGGGCAGAUCGAGUAUACACGACCAUACUGUAAUUGAAACUGGAAUAUAGGUGUAUAUAUGAGAUUGUGAAGGAAGUGUGAGUUGUUACAAGUUAAUAAGCAAACUCUGCCACUCUAUUUUGGUACAGGCCGCCGAUAGAUAGAUAGAUUUUAUGUCUAAAUUGGAUCUUCACAUUGUGCCUAACUGGAAUUUAGUGGCAGUAACAGUGAAAUAGUUGCGAGGGGGGGCGGGGGGGGCGUAACAACCCCUUGCUCUCCCCUCCCCAAAGCUACAGAUCUUUCCUGACCUAGGUUUGUGGGCCUGCAUUUCUAAGCUACCAGGGAAUAUUCUUUGUAGUCCAUGAGUAAGCCCCAGGCCCACAAGGCAAAUGGCAUUUUACCAGGGCAGCUGUGGGAAACCUCUGAACCAUGGACCUAAUUGGAACCAAUGCUGCACCCAAAUUAGUCCACAGAGUCAUUCCAUACAAGCAGCCCCCGCCUGCUCGACAAAUGGAUCUGUGUGAUCUGUGUGGAGCAGGUGCAGUUGGCAGGUGGGGUCUGUUCUCUGUCCAUGUCGAUUAGCUUAUUGACCCUGACAGGGACCCCCAUUGGAACUGAGUUUUUCAUUGGGGUCUCCCUAGUGCAGCCAAGAGGGGUCGCUUUCUCCGUUUAGAGAAAGUGGUUAGGAUCCUAACCACUUCUGCAAAUGGACUGGCUUUCUCCUGCAAAAGGUUUGCAUUCAAACCACUUCCUUCGAAGCUUAAAAGCGGCUUGCUGGGGCCAACAGAUGGCUGGGCAGUGGGUACACAAAUCGCUUUGAAGGUGCAAUCCCAGCAGUGCUUUCAAGUGAGGUCACUGUAAGUGCUUAUCAGUUGAUUGGCAAUUGCAGUGAAUUCCUUUGACAGUAGACCUCAGGAUUUUGUGGCAAUUUUAAAUACCCUUUUAAUGAAACGGUAUUUCGAAUUAGAAAACAGAGACGGUGGCUUUUCUAGGAUGUUACAGUCCAUGGCCCCUUGCAGUUUUAUUCUGAGGCUUGUGGUGUAAUUCAGAUUCUUGUGUUAAAGGGUUGUUGUCCCCCUUGGUCCACACAUUCAGUGGAAGGUUUGUCUGAACUCUGUCAUCCUUCCUAGGCAAGCCAUGUGACCCUGCGGACCGGCAGUUCAACACCCUGAUCCCCUGGUGUCUGCCCCACACGGGGAACCGCCACAACCACUGGGCUGGCUUGUAUGGAAGAUUAGAGUGGGAUGGGUUCUUCAGUACAACAGUCACCAACCCUGAGCCCAUGGGCAAACAGGUAAGAGAGAACUGCUUGAUAAUGCAUUCAGUGGCAUAUUUUGUGAGUUUAGCUGUAUUGCCUGGUGUGUUUUCUCUGUGGUGGCCCCUCUGGCCUCGCAGAACUCACUGCUCAGGAAGUCCAACUGCCCAACGUCAGGGACACUGAGGAAGCAUGGAAAACCUUUUCCAUUUAGAAGGCUUCUUUUCUUCAGUUAGGCCUUUCUUCAGUUACUCUGAAUUCUAAAAGUUUCCCUGAAGAUUUUAUGCAGUAUGGGCUGCUUUGGAUUUCUUCUCUUUUUAUAUUUUUAUGUAAAGAAAGCUCUUAAAUAAGCCAUGUGGAGGACCAGGAGGGGCCCCAGGGCCCUGUCAGAGGGACACUUCCCCCCACUCCUUCCCCUGCAUGUUUUCCAAAUUGACUCUGUUUCAUUUAUUUUACCUCAUGUUUUUAUCAUGUGAACUGCUUUGAGAUCUUUUGAUGAAGGGCAGUAAGUAAAUAUAAUAAAUAAAUGAAACAGGGCCAGUUUGGGAAACAUGCACAAAUAAACAGUCAAAACAGAAACAACAAAACAAUAACCCCCCCUUCCACAAACACAUUUAAAAGGGCAUUGGAUGUCAGUCAGCCCAAGGCCUGAGGAAUGUUUCUGCCUGGCGUCUAAAGUUAUAUAAUGAAGGCACCAGAUGAACCUCCCUGGGGAGAACAGUCCACAAACAGGGGGCCACUGCAAAAAGUCCAUUCUCGUGUUGCCACCCUCUGGAGCUCAUGUGGAGGAAUGCAGAGUCUGGGUCAGUUUAUAUGGGGAGAAGCAGUCCUUGGUAUAUUGGCUCAGGUGUGGGGUGGAAGAACCCCAGAACUGCAGAGGGAGGGGGGUUGUUCAGUCUGGCGAGCUGAUAGUGCAGCGCUGAAUUCUACCCCUUAUGCCCCGAGAAAGGACACAGCCCAAAUAUCAGCUGGAAAUGGCUCAUGGUCUUCCACCCUUUUUUGCAGGGGCGUGUGCUUCAUCCUGAGCAGCACCGGGUCGUGAGCGUGCGUGAGUGCGCACGGUCCCAGGGGUUUCCAGAUACCUACCGUCUGUUUGGAAAUGUGCUUGACAAGCACAGACAGGUAGGUUGCCACAGAUGUUUUGAGUGGGGAGGGAGACCUUUAGAUGCCAACUUUUAUGGGACAGCUUCUUACGCUUUUAGAGCAUGGGUAGGACACCUGUGGCCCUCUAAAUGUUCCCAUCAUCCCUGACCAUUGGCCAUGCUGUCUGGGUGCUACUGCAAGUUGGAGUCAAACAACACCUGGAGAGCCACAAGUUCCUCAUCCCUGCUUUUAAAAGAAAUGGAGAUGCCCAGAAAGAUGCCAAAGCAUCCCUGUUGCUUUGUUACUUUUUGUUUGUUUGUUAUUUAGCUGUCUGAAAGUUAGUGCUAGAGCACAGACCUAUCAUUAUUUCAAAAUUAAAAUAAAGGGGCUGACAAGCAUAUAGCUGUCUUGCCUUGCACAUUUCUUUAGAAGAUUAGAGGUUAUCAAAGCCAUGUAAGCUGGAACAAGUUUAAAAACCUUCUGAUGAAACAUUUAAAGUUUCCUGAUGCUUCAAAUUUCUGAAUUUGUGUAAACUGAGAAGAACUCAAGAUGCUAGAAGCAGCUGCCCAGCAGGAUGCAACAAAGAGAUUUCUCCAUCAGGGAAGAGUGAGCGUGUUUGCAUGCGUGUAUACAAAUACGCAUACACAAGGAAAGAGAUUAAAUACCCUUGCUGAAAUACUUAUUGUAAAAGAUAGCAUUAGAUGAUGGCUUAAUAUUCUAAUGCGUUUUAUACUCUGAAACUUUUGAUUGCCAAAUCAACAGGUGGCUUGCUCACAGUGAGCAAAAAGAGGAAGGGAGAAAGUUUUGGUACCUUUGGGUUCCAUUUGCACACACCCCACCACCACCUGCUUUGGUGGCCCUACCAAUACUUAGCAGUAAGUGAGGUGGUUUGCAGACAUGUGAUGACUGUUUAUUCUGCCCCUGCCCUGGCGGUGUUUUUGCAGGUGGGUAACGCAGUGCCUCCACCUCUGGCCAAAGCCAUCGGACUAGAGAUCAAAUUGUGUGUGUUGGCCAAAAUGAAAGAGGAUGCUACAGGUAAGCUAUGGAAUUUCGGUGAUGUAUUUUAAAGAGGACUUCUGAGCAACCUGUUACCACAGCUCUGGCAGACUCCAUCUCCCAUCUGUGGCAUGAAGCAGGGACAUGCCUCCACACCUGUUUGGGCUACAAUUGCAGCCUCUUUAGCAGCACAGUACUUCUGCAUUAUCUUCCCUGACUUAGGUCAGUUGCUACCAUUGUAUCUCUUGCCUGUCCUGGGAGUAACUAUUGAGGCAGCUAAGGGAGGGAGAGAGGCAUUUCCCCCCACUCCAGAAAGAACUAAUGGGGUUGCUUUUACAGUUGUACCUCGGGUUAAGUAUUUAAUUCGUUCUGGAGGUCCGUUCUUAACCUGAAACUGUUCUUAACCUGAAGCACCACUUUAGCUAAUGGGGCCUCCUGCUUCCGCCGCACCGCCGGAGCCCGAUUUCUGUUCUUAUCCUGAAGCAAAGUAUUUAACCUGAAGCACUAUUUCAGGGUUAGCGGAGUGUGUAACCUGAAGCGAAUGUAACCUGAGGUACCACUGUAUUUGCACAGGGCCCAUGUGCUUCUUGGACACCCUCACAUGCACACCUAGAGACUGGAGGACAUUUAGCUCUCUAGAUGUUGUUGGACUACAACACCCAUCAUCCCUGACCACUAGCAAUAAAUGCUGCCUGAUGGGAAGCCACAAGUUUCCCAUCCCUGGAAUAACAUAUCUAAUUUAUCUCUCUGGUAUAUUUUGUUCUUCUGCAGGUAGCAUCAAGCAGGAAAAGAUGGACAUUUCAGAUUAAUUUGUCAGUAGCCCGUCACCUGCUGCUCUUCUGUUCCAGCACCUGAACACCCAAACAUGCACUGAUUGUUUUUAAUUUUCUUCGUUUCAUUUUCUGGUUUAUUUGCUUUCUUCUGGACAUGCUGAAAAUUGUUGGAAGUUUUUGUUUGUUUGGGGAAUUAUCUUGUGUUCUGUCUUUCUCUUUUCAAGCCUGUAUUUGUGAGCAGUGUUUGUCUACAUGGCUGACAUUCUGAAGCUGUUUUGAUGUUCCAAAUAACCAUUCUCAAGUGAUCCAACUGUGCAGUGCCUGCCACUUCAUGCGUGCGUGUGUGUGUGUGUGUGUUGGGGGGAAGGGUUGCGGGUGUUUUUAUUAUGCAUUGUAUUGAAAAUUAAUCAACCACUUUGUACAAGUGGAAAUUAAUACUUUAUGUAGUUUUUAUAUGUUGUAAUAUUUCUUCAAAUAAAAUCUCUGCUAUAAAUUAUUC